Pan troglodytes (chimpanzee) is the source of this 44459-nucleotide messenger RNA. Its product is annotated as golgin subfamily A member 2. NCBI's taxonomy places the organism in Eukaryota, Metazoa, Chordata, Mammalia, Primates, Hominidae. Gene Ontology annotation, biological process: Golgi organization. The record is from RefSeq and is a predicted model, not a curated record. Gene Ontology annotation, cellular component: Golgi apparatus; Golgi cis cisterna; Golgi cisterna membrane.
CCUGGGAGCAGGACUGGCAUCAGAGGGCUGUGGGGAUGGCUUAGAAUGCCAGAGAGGUGGAUGCAUGGAAAGGCUUUGAGGCAGAGGGAAAGAGGUCUGUGCCAGGAGGCGGCAAGUCUUGUAAUUGUCAUGAGCCUCAAUGUCCCCAUCAGCAAAGAAGAAAAAGUGCGUGUUGUCAGCCACCCACAGUUGUCUCUAUCUGAAAGUGGCUUGGAAGAUUGGCUACCAUCAGGGUGCAAGGAAUCAUUAGCAGGGAGGCCAAGUUUGGGGAGCCUGAGGGGAGCAGUGGAUCAAGAGGAGGGUUUUUUUUUUGAGAAUGCAGAGGGUUUUUUUGAGAAUCAUUAGCAGGGAGGCCAAGUCUGGGGAGCCCGAGAGGAGCUGUGUACCAAGAGGAGGGUGUUUUUGAGAAUCCAGAGGCCCUUAUUGUCUGCUUCCUUUCUCAGCUGAAUCCCCACCCCUGGAGCCCCCAGCAGGGGGCGCAGCCCUCAUGUGAAGCGGCACUUCUGAGGGGACCUGUGAGCCAGAGCCCUGCUUUGAUGGCUGUGGAUGAGAGGGGAUGAUUUUUCUAAUCUGCCUCCAUCCUUCCCAGUGCCGUGGGAGGCAGACACCAAGUUCUGCGGUCUCCAGCUGCAGUGGGUGGCGUGAUUGCUUCUCUCUGUCCAGAACAGUGAGAAUAUGGAGAUCAACAACGCACUUUAGUCUGAGCAGCAUGUCAAGGAGGAGCUGCAGGAGAAGCUGGGCGAGCUGUAGGAGAUGGUAGCCCUUGCUGAUUAUGCCACUGCAAGGGAGAAGGGAAGGGAGAAGAGAGAGGCAGCUACAUUGUACAUUGCCCAGACUACUACUUCCUCAUCACUGUCCUCUGCCCAGGAGGGGCCCAGUUAGGGUCACUCUGUGGCACAGACUGGCCUUCUGGAAGAACAGUGCCUUUCUCUUCCCUGACUUUGGUACACCUUCCUCCAGCCUGCUGUGGCUGCCACAGGUCAGAACCUGCUGCUGUCUUUUGCUGAACUCCAGGGGGAGCGAGGUCCUCAUGUAUUCAUGAAGGAGGCCGGGCAGCCCCUGCUUUGAGCUUCGGCCAUUCAAAAUGCUGCCUAGCAGCCCAAGGCCUGGGCAAACCAUAUCCACACCCCCGAGUGGCUCCAAGCAUGCGUGACUGUCACUGUCAUUGCGUAAGCAUCUGUCAUACCUGUUCCACACUCUUGUGUCCAAGCCACUGAGGCACCUUCUCUCCUGCAUGGCCCCCUAAUGCCCUGCUUUGUUCUGUGACAGAUGCCAAAGACAAUGCUGCGUCUGUCUAGCCACCUGCCAAUGACACCGUGUUACCUGGUGGUGUCCCUUGCCCUGGUGCCAGUCUUGCUAGCAUAGCGGCACCUCAGGUUCAUGCCUCCUCCUCCUCUGCCCACUGCCCUCCUGUACCUACUAUGGAUUCUCUUCUCUUUUCACAAGUAGUUUGUUCCCUAGGGCCAGGUGCCCUUCCUGGGGACUGGGCUGGGGGAAGGCUGAGACUGGGCUUUUCCUUGAGGUUUGGGGAGAUAGAAUAUUGUUGGAAUGAGCUUGAGAACUUGGCUCACCUGUCCUCGGUGAUUCUUACAGAAAUUGAAUGACCAUCUCAUAUGUUUCUUCCCACACAGAAUCAUCAUGCCAGCCCCAAUCUCAUGGAUGAAAGCAAGUGAGUGUCUCUUAUCAGGGCAGCAGUCUCUAGGCUGAGGGAGUCAGGGAGGCCACUGUCUAACACCUUCUUUCCCAUUGAGCCACCUGCACCCCUGAUGCCUGUGUCUCUGCCCUUAGGACCUUCUCAUUAACCGAGAGCCUGCAACAACUCUCCCAACAGCUCAAUGGCGUUGUUUUUGAGGAACUUCAGAAAUUGAGGGGAGUGCGGGGGAAAGGAAAGUAUGAUAGAAAGAAACUGAGGCAGGAAUCACCAGAGAGAGGAAAGAUCCUGGGACCGGCCGAUUUGCUGGGCCAUGUUGAGGAAGUUGCCUCUUCCCUGAGGCUUCUUCCUUGAGGCUGUUCACAUGAAGGAGUUGUACCCCGUGGCUGGUUACAUCAUUUUAUCCUACUGUAGAAACACCAGAUGAGAGCUGCUUGGGAGGGAGGGAUGGUGGGGAGUUAAAAGCCAUGAGAGAAGUUGGCACAAAGAGGUUACAGGAUGAAGGGUCCAAGUUUGGCAAAAAAGAAAAUGUUGCCAGUUGCUGGGGAAGAAAGGAAGUCAGAGGGCUUAGACAUGGAGGGGACAGAAGAUUUCCAUGCGCACUCUCAUCUCUUGUAGUCAGCAACAGGUAUCUGUGCGGAGGGCUCUGGAUCAUCCGCUACCCUGAAGGAUCUGGAAGUAAGAGGCCCUGGGCCAUGACCCAGUGACCCUGCAGGCCAGCCCUCCAACCUCCUCCCACAGUGGGGGCUGGGUGCCCCUCUGCCAGCUGAGACCACUCACACCCUCCCCCCAACCCUAAUGAUUGCUCUCUCUACCUCUCCCCUCAAUCCUCCUCCAACUCCUCCUCUCUUCACGUGCCUCAGAGCAGAUACCAAGAGGUAACAGUCGCCCUGGACUCGAGUUAUAUAACAAUCAGUCGACUGAAUAAAACCAUCGAGUCAUUGGAAAAGCAAGAAAGCCAGCAAAACCGGGGAGCCCUAAAGAGGCAAUUACAGGUGAGUGGAGGGUGUGAAGUUCCCUCCUGUCCUAUGGAGAAUGUUGCUUUCCUCCUCUUUCAGCAUUUGCUUGGCUUUUCUCCUAAAGGUUCAAUUCAGAUAAUUAGAAUCUUGAUGUUUGAGAAAGCAGAAUUGAAGACAGCACUGUAUCACACUGAACGUGCUGCCAGGCAGUUUGAAGAAGAGGCCGAGGAUCUGGCCAGCCAUCUGCUGUAUUCCUGGCAGCAUGUGGGAGAGUUGGAGCAGGAGCAGAGGAAGGCAGAUAGGUACAACAACCAGUUAACCAGAGACAGCGAUGCCCUCAGGCUGGAGUUACACAAUAACAGCAACAGCAAUAAGGAGCUGAAGCAGGAGAACUCAGCUUUGGCAGAGCAGCUUCAAGUUGUACUGAUUGACAAGGCAGGGAUGCAGUGUGACUUGGAGGAGCUGAAAAAGAAACUGGAACUCACUGAGCUCACGCUUCAACAGUUAUCUAGCUGGUGUGAAGCCCCUGAUGCUAACCAGCAGUUACAGCAGCCCACAGACGAAUGGGCACAGCUGGAAGCACACCUGGGGCAGGUGAUGGAGUGGCUGAAGUAUCUGCAAAUGGAGAGAGAGCAGUAUGCCGAGUAUCUGCAUGGAGAGAGUGCCAUGUGGUGGCAGAGGAUGCGGGAGAUGUCAGAGCAGGUGCACACGUUGAGGGAGGAGACGGCGCAUAGCAUGAGUCUAGUACAGGAGCUGGAGACGAUCUUGGCUGAACUAAGGAACCAGAUGGCUGAACCCCUGCCCCCGGAGCCUCCAGCAGGGCCCUCCGAAGUGGAGCAGAAGCUACAAGCAGAGGCUGAGCACCUGUGGAAGGAGCUGGAGAAUCUGGCAGGACAGCUUCAAGCCCAAGUGGAAGAAAAUGAGGGCUUGAGUCACCUGAACCAGGAGCAGGAAGAGGUUGCUCAGGAUGUUGGAGCAAGAGGAGAAGUUGCUGAAGCAAGAGGAGAGGUUGCUGGAGCAAGAGGAGAGGUUGCUGGAGCUGCAGGAGAGGCUGCUAGAGCAGAAGCGGAAGGCCGCUUCCUUUCUCAGCUGAACCCCUACUCCCGGAGCCCCCAGCAGGGCCCUCCGAGGUGGAGCAGCAGCUACAAGCAGAGGCUGAACACCUGCGGAAGGAGCUGGAGAAUCGUGGAGCUGAAGAACCAAGAGGCUCAGAGCCUGCCGCAGCGGGGAGACCAGUGCCGAGGUCUCCUGCAGCAGUACUAUCAGCAGCUGAUCUCUGAGGAGGAGGCACUGCACAGGCAGUUAUUUCUGCAGAUCCAGCUCGUGGACCAGCUGCAGCACCAGAGAAAAGAAAUGCGCACCUCCUGCCCGCAGGUGGCAUUUUAAAACUUGGCUUUAGCCAGUGCCGAAGAGGAGCAGGCACAGCUACAUGGGCAGCUGAAGGAGCAAAGGGUGCACUGCCAGUGCCUGUCUUACCCAGUGGCCUUGGCCCAGAAGGAGCCAGAGGCAGCAGCCUCAGCCCCAGGGACUGGGGGCGAUUCGUGUGGGGAGACCCACCGGGCCUUGCAGGGGACCAUGGGGAAGCUGCAGAGCCGCUUUAUGGAGCUCAUGCAGGAGAAGGAGCGGGUGGAGAAACUGGAAUGUCGCUGCAUUCAGCUGUCUGGACAAACAGACACCAUCAGAAAGUACAUCACAUCAUACCAGAGCCAGAGGUCAGUGCUGAAGAUGGACCGGGAGAAUGAGUACAUAAGCAGGCUGGCUCAGGACAAGGAGGAGAUGAAGGUGAAGCUGCUGGAGCUGGUGUUGCAGCUUGUGGGCGACUGCAACAAGUGGCAUGGCAGAUUCCUGGCAGCUGCCCAGAACCCUGCUGAUGAGCCUGCUCCAUGGGACCCAGCCCCCCAGGAGAUUGGGGCUGCCAACAAGCAGGGUGAUCUCCCACAGUGUGGAGCCUGAACAAGAAGAGGCUGGGGAGGGUUUUCCCCACAACAGCCCCACCGCACAGCAGAUCAUGCGGCUGCUUCAUGAGAUGCAGAACCCCCAGGAGCGCCCAGGCUUGGGCAGCAACCCCUGCAUCCCCAUUUUUCACUGAGCUCAGGACAGCAAGAUGAAAGUAACAAUCAUCUAAAAGCCAGCCACUGUCAGCAAAGCCUGGAGAAAUGGGACCAGAGAGUCUGCCCCUACCACGUCCCUGCCACCCCUUCCCAGUUACCCCUUUACUCUUACAGUAGCAAAAUAAGACCCCUAUCUAAUGAGGGAGACAGGUGCAGAUGAGGUGAAGAUCACUGUCAUCUAAAAGCAGGCCACCAAAUUAAAAAAAAAAAAGUUAUGGGAUUAAAAAAAAGUUAUGGGAAAAAAUUUAUGGGAUUAAAAAAAGUUAUGGGAUUAAAGAAAUUAUGAAAAAAGCUGUAGGUAAAAUGUUAUGAAAAAAGUUAGUUAUGGAAAAAAGUUAAGGAAAAAAGUUAUGGAAAAGUUAUAGAAAAAAAGUUAUGGGAUUAAAAAAUAGUCAUGGGUAAAAAUUUAAAAAAUAAAAAAUAAUAAAAACAGGCCACCGUCAGCAAAGCCUGGAGAAGUGGGGUUGGAGGCUGUGCCCCUAUCAUGUCCCUAGCACCCCUUCCCAGUCACCCUUUUACCCUUAGAGUAGCAAGACAAGCCGCCUGUCUAAUGGGUUGAGACAAACAAGUGCAGACCCUUUGCCGCCUUGGCCAGGGCUGAGUCCUUAAAUUUCUGGAAGAUGAUUAUUGUUAUUUAAGAGCUAGAGGCUCAGAGUUUAUUUCUUUCGAGGAAGCCUCAUGGCCUCUCUGAUGGCGUUAAUCCCACUAAAGCGAUUUUUCCCUCAUGGGGGCACCCAUUUUACUCAGAGAGGCAGCUGAGGCAGGACAAUGGAGCUAAUGUAGACCAGGCGAGGGCACGAGCUGCUGGAGGUGGGUCCCCUUCCCCAGUGUACAUAUUGUAUCUGUGUAACAUUUUGUAUAUUCUGGGGGUAGGGCUGCCCCCUGUAUCAUACAUAGCAGAGGUUGGAGUUGGCACAUGGGGAGGAGGUUCUAAUAAUUAUUUGUGGCUGGGAAACUUAUUUGAUAGCAUAUGACAGAGGAAGGAGGCAGGGAUGGGGUUAUGGCUCCCUGGUGAUGAGACUCCUGUUUAUUUUGCUUUUCAUUUUGGAAUAAAUAGCUUUUAGCCAUACUGCUCAUCCUGGUGUGUUCCUAUUUCCUUCACUGGCUCCUGGAGUUUGUGCCACUGAAUGGGGAGCCCCAUAGUGUCUGAGCAUGUCCAACUGGGCUGAUGGGGACCUUCCAGGCCUGUUUCCUGGAUGCUGCCUGGUGACACCUGGGGGAUUCCACGGGGACUGCCGUGGUGCCUAUGGGGCACAGUCCAGCCCUGACAGCCAACAGGCUCAGAAUCCUGAUCUAGCGGUGGCCGGGAAGGCAGGUACCAGCACCCAAGGGCACUGACUUCCAUCCAGCCCAGGCAUCUUCCAUUCCAUCCUCCUGCCUCCCUUGCCUGUCUGCACCUGGUGGCCUGUUCUGUCUGUCCCUCCAGAGUGCCAGCUGCCCCGCAGGCUUCCUCCAGGCUGAGUUCAUGGCCCUGUGCCCUAGUGGCCAGAACCGGCUUCAUAGGAUGAGCCAGCUAAGCUCCAGGGGCUUUCCAGGAAAAGUGUCCUUUGGAAAGGAUGUGGCCUUUUCACUGCUCCCAACAGCACCCUAGUAAUGGCUUGGCCCUUUCCCUCCCCUGAGCUCCACUGAAAACACAGCUAGCAGAGGACACAUUUCCCAUCAUUCAGGAUGGGUUUGAUUCUCAGUCGAGAGACAGCAGGACUGGUAGAGACUAUCAGGCCACAUGGCUGCCUACACAGUACACCCAUGCUUGGCGGGGGACUGAAGUGAUGGCGGGGGCUGGCUGUCCACAGGCCGGGCAUGACAGGGAGGCUCACUGGAGGUGGCACACUUUGGAGGGGCAACAUUCCUGUUGGCUACUGAAAUCUUCCUUUGGGCAGUAAGUUGAAUGUCAAAAUGAGGAACCAUGGGUCAUUUUACCUUGAUGUGAUAUACCUGGCUCCUUGCCAAAGGAUACCUUACUUUUGGUUUUGCUAAGGGAAGAGGAGACAAAACAUGAAGGCACUUGUUGACUAAAAGGAAGUCUUAAAAAAUACUUCAGCAUUGAAAAGAGAAAUGGAAAAGCUAGAAAAUAAACCGUACUUCACAGAAGCUCAAGAGAAAAAGUUCCCUCUUUCCAUAUGGCCCACAGAUGCCAACAGUGGGAGAGGGUGGCAUGUUUAAAAACAGGCAGAAUAAGAACCUAUUCACAAGCCAGAGAUUUGGAAGUGACAUCAGCUACCCCACUCCAGAUAUAGGGGAAAGUACAGAUCCUUGGAAACCCUAGACCUCACUCUAUGUUACUGGAUUCUCUUUUGAGCAGCAGCUUAGAAAGGCAAAGAUGGGGAUGAUUUUAAAUUUCACUUCCUAUGAGUUAUGCAGCUUCUUGCUAAGCAUGGCUGAGUUUAUUUGGGCAGGAGAGAUUAUGUGCAAAUCAAGGAACCUAAGAGGAGCCUACUCUGAAGAAUGCUGACAGCAUCAAAAGGCGUGGAGGAGGAGCUGGAAUAAAACAUCCAAACUCCAUAGACUCUAGGGCACAUCUUGGGAGAGGUUCCAAAUGUGGGCCCUAGUGAUGCCAUCUGCAGCAGAGAGAGCAAUUUCCAAAGGAGAUGUGAUGAGGAACCAUAAUUUGAUGGUGAAAUAUCUUAUAUCAAAUUUUGAUAAUAGUACAUAACUCUGUGUGUGUUAAUUCCAUUAAUAUGUAUUAUUUCAGGAAAAGUGGAUAAAAUCUAAUGAUCUCUUCCACAAUAUGUGCAUAUAAGUGAGUGAGGAUGCCACAGCUGCCUACCUAGCAAUCCUAAAUUAUCCAACUAGCACUCAGGGGAGCCAUAAACUUUAAGGGUCUAUAUGUUUAGCCACAACUCAGGUCGCUGGGCUCCCUAGCCCAAGUAUAGUUUCAGCCAAUCUGGCAGCCGUGGACCCAAAUUUGGGGUGAUCAAAAUCAGUCUUCCUCUGAUAUAUACACAGAAUGCCCCGCCCACCCCAGCCUGGCACCCAACUACAGCCCAACUUACAAGUUAAUUGUCAUGAUCCCUGCCCUUUGGAGAGCAUCACAUAAUUCACAAGCAGCGGAUGAAGAGCGGGGAGUUGGUUUCAUUCAUCUUUUUCCUCUUUAUUUCUAGCCUAGUGCAUGGUGUGGUCAGGCUCUGAACACUUAUUAUGGAAUAAAGGAGAAAGGGGAGAAGAGGGAGAGAGUUGGAAGACAGCUAAAAUAUGCUUGUGUAUAUGCUUGUGUCUAAACAAUGAAAAGGAGAGAGAAUACUGCAAGAUGACUCCCCUCUUGAAGCACUCUUACUAACCUCAUGUCUGUUUCUUUCCUUACUCUUGCCCUUAUCCUUCUUCCAGCGACCCAUUCUGUCUCCACUUUUGAUGUCACUAAUCUCUUCCUGUUUGGGGCCUUAUUUCUACCCCUAUUUGCUUGCAAGACUAUCUACCUUUCUUUUUCUCAUUCUCUGCAUAUCUCACCUGUUUCUCUGAUUUUUACAAAUUUGAUCUCUUAUUCUGUCAUCUGAUAAACUUUUUCUUUUAAGUAGGAAUGGCAGGGCCUCAGGAGAGCCAAUGGGUAAAAGAGUAGCUAAGAGAAAGAGCAUCAUCUAGUGUUUCCCACAGGGGCAGGGCCCAUUCAUCCCUCCUCUCCAUGCUUUGUCCCAGUAGGUCAGAAGUGGUCAGUCAAGGGUGUCCUAUCUCAUCUCUCUCUGGGCUCCUUUGAGUUGUCCUCCUGACCUACUACCUACUGUUACCAUCAACGAAAGCUAACCCUUUCAGGCACUACCCAGUUUCUGUUGUUAACUGAUCUACCUCAAAGAGGCAGCCCCAGGCCCUAAUUUUGAACAGCAGUGAAGACCUACAUUCUACAAAAGCCAAGAGAACUCCAUGUUUUUCCCACAGUUCGCUUCCCCAGAAACUGACACCUGAGAACUCCAUAUACCCAAACCUAGUCUUGGUUCGGAGGUUUCUAGGCAACUUCCUAACACAUGCACAGAGGCUACCUUUAAGGGGUGAAUCCUAGUUUCAGCUCCCAAGUCCAGCUUCACCCUAAGAUCAGCUCCACUAACUCUAAAGAACCUUAUGGUAUAGGAGCUAUUUCUCACUCAUCUUAGCAUCGCAGCAUUGGGGAAUGUCUGGCCACCAUGGGUUCUCUGUUUGAAUAAUAAAAUAACUUCCCUAAGGCAUUACAAUUUAAGUUUAUUUUCUAAAGCAUUAUAAUACAUAGAAAAGUUUAGGGAAAAAGCAGUUGCUUCCUGUACGGAAUGAAUCUAUUGGUGUCAUAUCUAAGAAAAACCAUUGUCAAAUCGAAAGUCAUGAAGAUUUACCUCUAUGUUUUCUUCUAAAAGUUUUAUGGUUUUAGCUCUUAUAUUUAGAUCAUUGAUCCAUUUUGAGUUCAUUGUGUAUAUAGUGUAAGGUAAGAGUUCAACUUCAUUCUUUUGCAUGUGGCUAUCUAGUUGUCCAAGCACCAUUUGUUGAAAAUACUAUUCUUUCAAAUGGUCUUGGUAUCCUUGUUGAAUGAAAAUCAAUUGACCCUGCUUGUAUGGCUUUCAUCCUGGACUCUCAAUUCUGUUCCAUUGAUUUAUAUGUCAAUCUUGUGCUAGUACCACACUGUUUUGAUUACUGUGGCUUUGUAGUAAGUUUGAAAUCAGGAAGUGUUUGAAUUCCACUUUUAUUCCUCUUUUUCAAGGUUUGUUGGCUAUUUGAGGCCCCUUUGCAAUUCCGUAUGAAUUUUGGGAUGAGCUUUUCUAUUUCUGCAAAAAAGAUCAUUGAUAGGGAUUGCAUUGAAUUUUAUUUGUGGAUUCUUUAGGAUUUAAAAAAUAUAUAUUGGUCAUUAUUUCUAUCUUAAAAGUAUUAAGUCUUCCAGUCCAUAAAUAUGGAAUGUUUUUCCAUUUAUUGGUGUCUUUAAUUUCUUUUAGCAAUGUUUUGCAGUUUUCUGUGUAUAAAUCUUGCACUGCAUUGGUUAAAUUUAUUCCUAAGUAUUUUAUUAUUUUUGAUGCUAUUACAAAUGAAAUUCUUUUCUUAAUUUUCUUUUUGGGUUGUCCAUUGCUAGUGUAUAGAAAUAUAACUGAUUUUCUGCCUUGUACCCUAACUCUGCUGAGUUAAUUUGUUAGCUCUAAUAAUUUUAUUUGUAGAUUCUUUAGGAUUUUUAUAUGUAUAUAUAUGGAAUCAUGUCAUCUGUGAAUGGUUUUACUUCUUCCUUUUCAAUUUGGAUGCACUCUCUUUUUCUUGUCUAAUUGCUCUGGCUAGAAGUUCUAGUAUGAUGUUGAAUAGCACUGGUGAAAAUGGGCAUCCUUGUCUUAUUCCUGAUCUUAGAAAAAAUUUCAGUCUUUUACUACUGAGUAUGAUGUUAACUGUGAUUUUUAAAAAAUAAAUACCCUUUUAUUAUGUUGAGGAAGUUCCCUUCUACUAGUCAUAGUUUUCUGAGUGUUUUUAUCACUAAAGCAUGUUGGAGCUUGUCAAAUGCUUUUCCUGCAUCAUUUGAAAUGAUCAUGUGAGGCCAGGCACGGUGGCUCAUGCCUAUAAUCCCACCAUUUUGGGAGGCCAAAGCAGGUGAAUUGCCUGAGCUCAGGAGUUUGAGACUGGCCUGGCCAACAUGGCAAAACCCCAUCUCUACUAAAAGUACAAAAAUUAGCUGGGCGUGGUGGUGCGCGCCUGUAGUCCUAACUACUUGGGAGGCUGAGGCAGGAGAAUUGCUUGAACCCAGGAGGCAGAGGUUGCAGUGAGCCAAGAUCACACCACUGCACUCCAGUCUGGGUGACAGAAUGAGACCCUGUUUCAAAGAAAACAAACAAAACAAGAUCACGCAGACUUUUUCUCUUCAUUCUAUUAAUGUGGUAUAUUAUAUUAUUACAUUGAUUGAUUUUUGUAUGUUGAACCACUCUUGCAUUCCUAGAAUAAAUCUCUAAAUUCUGUUAUUAUGCUUUACUGUCCCUUCUUUUACAUAUUUUCUCCUGUCAUAUUUAUUUCCUGCUAUAUGUGUACAUAUUAUCUAUGCAUUCGUCUUUUUCCACACUUGUCACUCUUAGUUACUAUUUUGUCUCUCUUUUAUUGCUUGCAUGUUUGGCUAAUUUUCCUAAAUAAGCACAUUAUAUUUCACUGUCACAGGCAGACUAGAACCAACUCAGCAAUGGAGGGCAGAAGGACUCAAGGAAAAGGGUAGUUAACCAAUUACAGAGGCAGAACACACUAGCUUAAGUCAAGAUGAGGUUGCAAUGUCUAUUUGUCCCAUGCCACAAUAUCUGUGGAUCAAGAAUACUGACCUCCCUGGACUCUUGUCAGAUUCUGCCCUAGAGAAUAGGGAAAAGAGCUACCAUCCUUAGGGGCUUGUUAUGAACUAUUGAGAGGCUCCUUGACCAAUGGGAACAUGUCUCUGUGACAGCAUUUUGGGAAUUUAAGGAGCAUCAGGAAAGCCUCACUUUGUUAAAGAGGUAAGUAAACUAAACCCUGCUAAUAAUGCAUUUGAGUAUAUCAGCUUCAUUUCCUUAGGUGAAGAGCCUGGACCUUCUUAAACAUUAAACACUCUAGGAUAUAAAUGGUCAGAUCUUUUAUCUCUACAUGAGUAAGUUGUGAGAAGAAGGAGAGAAAGAAGAGGAAGGUCAGAGGUACAGGGGAAGAGGUUCUUUAAAAAGGGCAAAACAUGCACAAAAUAUGGGCCAAGGGAGCUAUAAACAAACUUCCGCAUUGUACAAAUGAGCCCAGGGUGAAUUCUGGGAGGGGGAUCCAAGCAAACAGUGAAUUUGCCUUCUACAAUUAGGAUGCAAAUUCCCCUUAAAAAAGGUGGAUGCUCAGACAUACCUAGCACAAGUCACAAGACAUAGGAUUCAGAAAAGACACUAGAAAAAUCUCUCUUCCAAAUGAUGUUUAGUUUUCCGGUUCUGGCUAUGCUACACUAAGGCUUUCCCAGUUUCCAUCAGCAGGGGAAGGAGUAUAGGGCAUUUUUGGGAAUCUAAAUUUCUGAAUGUGCAGCCCCCAGCUCUAAACCUUUCAACAUAAACCCAUCAAGGAGUGUGUUUCUGGUCCCAAUCCUGGAUCCCACAGAUUUGACUGCUAUGAGGUCUCCCUGUCCCUUACUAUUUUCCCCUAAAAUCUGAUUUUGGUCUUACCACAAACUCUUGAAUUCUCAUAAGAUAAAUAUAUCUAGGGAAAUUCUAACUCCUAAACCUAAACAAAAUAACUGUAAAAAAUACCAGAAGAAUCGUAUUUCAAUCAAGUUUUUACAUUUUAAAUUGCUAUAAUGUAUUUAUUUUUUAUUUUUUAACUUUGAAGUUCAAGGGUACAUGUGCAUGUUUGUUACAUAGGUAAACUUGUGUUGUGGGGGUUUGUUGUACAGAUUUUUUUUUUUUUUGUCAGUCAGGUAUUAAGCCUAGAACCCAUAUACCCAUAUUCCUGAUCCUCUCCCUCCUCCCACCCCAACCCUCCGAUAGGCUUCAGUAUGUGUUGUUCUUCUGUGUGUGUCCAUGUGUUUUCAUCUUUUAGCUCCCACUUGUGAGAACAUGUGGUGUUAGGUUUUCUGUUCCUGUAUUAGUUUGCUAAGGAUAAUGGCCUCCAGCUCCAUCCAUGUUCGUGCAAAGGACAUGAUCUCAUUCUUUUUUAUGGCUGCAUAGUAUUCCAUGGUGUAUAUAUAUGUACCACGUUUUCUUGAUUUAGUCUAUCACUGGUGGGCAUUUAGGUUGAUUCCAUAUCUUUGCUAUUCUGAAUAGUGCUGCAAUGAACAUACGUGUGCAUGUAUCUUUAUAACAGAACAAUUUAGAGUCCUCUGGGUAUAUAUCCAGUGAUGGCAUUGCUGGAUCAAAUGUUAUAUCUGUCUUUAGGUCUUUGAGGAAUUGCCACACUGUCUUUCACAAUGGUUGAACUAAUUUACGCUCCCAACAACAGUGUAUAAGCAUUCUUUUCUCUACAACCUUUCCAGCAUCUCUUAUUUUUUUACUUUUUUGUAAUAGCCAUUGAAUUGCCUUUAACUCCUAAUUUCCAGCCAUUCCUUGUCUGAUUUUAGGCGACAGAGCUGCUGACAAUUAGAUCUGCCCCAAGGAUGACUCCAGCGAUAAAUGCCAUGAUGGCUCCAUCUUUGCCCAGCCCUUUUGCCAACCAGGAGAAUGAACAUUCAUCCCUCCAGGGAGAGGUAGGGAAACCAAUAGGAAUCCCACUCCAUCAGUGUGAUCUUCAGGUGGGAAGCAGAAUGGCUGAGUCCCUGGACUGCAGGUGGAAGCUCACCUCCAGAGCUCAUCGUGGGGGAAUAGCCUAGCCUUAAAAAAACUAUUCAUAUCGUUUUCAAGCUUGUUUAAUAUCAGUAUGAUUCUAGAUCCUUCUGGAUGAUUGAUAUUGGAGAUGCAGUAGAAAGGGAUAGCCCUGAGUACCCAAGAGGUGGGAAGAGGGCACUGCAAGAAUACAAUCCCCCAUUUCACAAGCUGAUCUUCUGAUUUGUAUUGACUGAUUGAUUGUUUGAAAUGGGGUCUUGCUCUGUCACCCAGGCUGGAGUGCAGUGGCACAAUCAUAGCUCAUUAGAGUCUCAACCCCCUGGGCUCAAGCAAUCCUUUUGUGUCAGCCUCCCAAGUCCCCAGGCUGCUCUCAAAGUCCUGAGGUGAAGCAGUCCUCCCACCUCAGCCUCCCAAAGUUCUAGGAUAACAGGUGUGAGCCACCGAGCCCAGCCCUAACCUACUGAGGACACUGAGAGGAGGCUCCCAGUCAUGCAGGGCAGAAGCUACCAACCAGAGGAAUCCCACCCUAAGGCAGCCAGGUCCAAGACCUGUUUCUAUCAGGCCAUGGAGAGGCUGUGAGUUUAGGAGUAGGGGUGAGGUUGAGGGGUGUCAGGUUUCAGAAGUAACUCUAGGAACUUUCUCCAUUUUAAGUCAGCUUGGGAGCAUUUCUGUUCAUUUCCCUACAGCAAAGCCACUCAGCAUCACCUACACUGUUUCAGGUCACUUAAAUGGUGCCCAAGGCCAGAGGUGGAUUUUAACUUUUUAGCUGGAUUGGAAAGGAAGGCUAGUUGGGAGCACAUCAGCUAGGACUCACCAGAAGCAACUUGUGCAGAGAAGAGUUAACAUAGUAGGCCUGAGACUGCUAUCCUUGAAAAGGAUACCUUGGCUGGUAUCUGGGAACUUGGGUUUAGGGUUCCACACUUUUGGGGGUGGAGCUGAGUGGGAGAGAAGAAGGAGAAAACAAUUUUCUAUUAUUUGGUCCCAAUAUAUCCUUGUCUCUUUCCAUUUCUGCUCCUUUCAGACACAUCCCUCAAACUACUUUUCUCAUAUCUCAUUUUUCUUCUCUCAGAAUUAUAGAAAGAGAUUUUUUCUAAAGAAGCUCACCAACUAUACCAGAGAUGCCUAUAUUGUCUGUUUGAAUGACUAUAUUGGGCUAUAUUGUCUGUUUGAAUGACUAUAUUGGGCUAUAUUUUGUCUGAAUGACUAUCUUCCAGUUGAUAGCAGUGCUCUUCUUGUCUGCUCAUUUCUGAUACUGUGAGUUUUGAUUUGUGUCUUCACUGCCUUCUUUUCAUCUCUUUUUCAGAUUCAUUUCUUCCCUUUCCCUCUGCUAUGGUAUCAAUCUACAUUUUUUGUUUGUUCUGAAGCUGUUCUUGAAUCUGCUUCUGUAUUUGUCUCUGACAUAAUCUCAGCACUUGAAUGUUUGUGUGUCUUCCUUUCACAGCUAAAUGCAUUCAAAGAAAUCUUUUCUAGGGAGGCCUGGAGAAAGAAGCCAUCUGAGUACAUGAGCAGAACUACUUCAAUCAUCUAUUUGUGAUCAAAGAACAACUUGUUGUUGUUGUUGUUGUUGGGCCCCAGUGGGUCACAAAUGAUUAGAUAGUACUCGUGUUUGUCAAAAUCUGCGCCCUGACCUGGCUGCCUGCAGGCUCUCCUAGAUUCUAACAUCUUUCAACAAAAAACUAUCAAGAAGUGGUUUCAAUACAUAUGUGGAGAAAACACAAAUAAAAGACUACAAUAACAAAAAAAACAAAAAAUUUUAAAAACUAGAAAAAAAUGGUUUCAAGCCCCACAGCUGACCACCACUAAGAGUCAAUAUUUCCAAAGCCCACUAUCUUGAUCAAAUACUUGGAAGCUCCCUGGCCUCUCCUUUUUGACCAGUCUCUUUGGGUCUAGGUAGCUGAGACAAAGCCAAUGGUAUUAAAACAAAGCAACAUUGACCUUCCUCCCCACCUCCUACUCUUGCUACAAAGGCAGAGCCCAGUACCCUAAUACACACAUGCGACUGACUCAGCCCCAAAAGGUUGUCCAUCACUCCUGGCUGUGUUCCCAGGGCUUCAGACAGGGCUGCAAGGCUUCCUGGGAGGGUUUCUCCAAGGAUUUCAGCAGGGGCUCCAAGACUUCCUUUUAGAGGUUUUAGAUAGGUUAUGUUAAGAUUUCAAGGAGUCCCUUGCAGGAACUAUGGGACUUAUCAAGGUUUUCCAAAUUUCCACUUAUGGGCCCUAGUGGAGGCCAUAGAUUUAUUCUGCAGACUUUUAGAUAUUUUGAGCAGCAGCUUCUAGCACUGUCUUCUUCUUCAAGGUCUCAGGGAGUAGCUGAUCAUUAUUAAUCAGGGAGGCUUCUAGAGGAUCCUCUCAGCAUAUGCUUUCCUCAGCCACCUCUUUUCAUUCAGUCAUUCAGCAGACAUUUAAAGAGUACUAUAUUCUAGACAUUGAGCUGGGUCAAACUUAUGCCACAUAGCAUCAGCCACAAAGAGCUCUCCGACAUGGCUUUUCCCAGGACUCUCCUGCUGGAGGGGGCUGCCACCAUCUGUUGCGUUCUUCACCUCCCACAAGGCCCCUCAUCCAUAAGCCUUGCUUCCCUGCCAGGUGGAACAGCUCAGGGUUCAUCUUUCAGUUCUGUGGCUGCGCAGCAGUUAGUCUUAUAGUCCCCAGUGGCAAUUUUAUUCCAAGCUCUUUCAAGAAGUUUACUAAAACCCACUGUGGAGCGGCACUAGGAGAGCAAAUCUCUGUCAACCCACCAGUGACAAUUCUCAGGCCCUCUGGCUCUUGUUUGGCUACACUCUGAGGCAACAGUAGGGACCCUCAAAGAUCAAGAGUCUGAAAAGGUCUUUUAGCCCUAAUGCCAAUCCCACCCAGCCACACUUUGCUAACACAGUAGUCACACUUUCCAAGACUUUUCAAAUUUAUUUCUGGGAAUCAAAUUCCACAAGCCACAACUAAAUGGGAAUAACUUCUUUAAUGAAACACACCUGGAGUGGGUUUGUCACUCUCUAAUAGGUCAGAGAAGCCCUGAUGGGGCCUUUGAAAGUAUAUGACAUCACAGUGGGUACCAGGAGAGGCCAUGCCUGGAAAAAGGAGCAAUAAUAAUAACAGCUAUAUUGAUAGCUGUGCAACAGAUAACUAUUGAAGCAGUCUACAAAUAUGGAACUCUUUUUACCUGACCAACAUCUCUAUGAGGUAGGUACUAUUGUUUCAUCCUCACUUUACACUUAAGAAACUGAGAAACUGAGAUUGUAAGUAACUUGUUCAGUGUCACAUAGCUGGUAUAAUAGCAAGACUUGAACCCUGGCAGUCUGGCCAGAGACUCUGAGCUCUAAUGCCUGCACCUCUCCAAGGUGACUGGAAAUGUCUCUUACAAUACUUCCAUUUCCCGUCAGCUUUCUUUUUUUAAUUCCUUUCAAAUUUUCUUCCAUGGUAUUGGUUCAGCUACUGAAGACCACUUUUGGUCCUGGAGAGAGGGGACAGGAGGGCUUAUUGUUUCUUCCCUCAAUGUUCCUGAAACAAAAUUUUCUCUCUACUUUUCCACCCCUGGCCCAUUUAGUCAACCCUUCUGACUGGGACUUAUUCUGUUUCCCCCUCUGAAAACAUGAACCUUUGCAGACGUCUUUCUUCCCUUCUCUUGAAGCUGACAAUGGAGGGAGAGGACUGGUCUGCCAAGAGAGCCAACCCUAAGGUCAGAGAAGAGAAGAGAGUUAGGGCCAUGGGCCGGGUUCUGAGAGGACCUAAUCAGUUCCAAGCACCUUAAAGUCCAAGCUGGGAAGUUUAUAUAUUCUUUUAAAGAAAAAUGUCUCCUUUAGUAGUGGUAGCCAAAGAAAAACUACAUUUUUGCCUGGCAGAAAUGAUAGCCUAUUAUCCCACCUGUAGUACCUGCUUGUUUAAUGAAUAGUUGAAUGUUGUCCAGCCAAUUCAUACGUCAUUGUCUCCUUGCAUGUUCCCCAAUCCUAGAGAGGGCUUGAGCCUUUGAUAUGCUUUGGAUGUUUUUCCUCCUCAUAUCUCAUAUUGAAAUGUGAUCCCCAAAGUUGGAUGUGUGGUCUAGCGGGAGGUGUUUGGGUCAUGGGGUCACUAUCCUCAUGAAUGGCUUGGUGCUGUCCUCCUGGUAAUGUGUGAGUUUCCACUCUGAGUUCACGUGAGAUCUGGAUGUUGAAAAGAGUCUGGCACCUCCUCCCUCUCUCUUGCUCACACUCUCACCACGUGAUAGGCUGCCUCCUCCUGUGCCUUCCACCAUGAGUAAAAGCUUCCUGAGGCUCUCACCAGAAGCAGAUGCUGGCAGCAUGAUUCUUGUACAGUCUGCAGAACUGUGAGCCAAAUAAACCUCUUUUCUCUAUAAAUUACCAAGUCUCGGUUAUUUCUUCAUAGCAACAAGAAUUGACUAACACAGCCCCGUACUUUUUCAUGAACUGACUAACACAGCCCUAUACUUUUUCAUGAACUGAAUAACACAGCCCUGUACUUUUUCAAGUUUCUAUUGAUGGCUUCACCACCACCAACUAGAGCCUCCAGCAGGGCUCACCCUGCCCUGGUCUCUCUUCUGGCAAAGUCAGCUUCUCAUAGCUGAUCCUGUACCAGUUCUCCAGGCAGUCAAAAGCUCAGAAUUACCCUCUCCAUUCUGCAUACAGCAGUGCCCAGGACAGUCCUGUGCUUUAAGCCCUUCUUCAUCCAGUAGCUCUCUUGAGGAACUUAUGCAACAUUGGUGAGAUAAGACUCUCACAGUAGUCUCUGUUUCCAUGAUUUUGUUAGCUAUUUUAGACAUUUACAUUAAAAUUCUAAGAUUAUUUUGUCUUAAUUUUGAAACAACAAACACAAAAGGGAUCCUUUAGAAGGUAUUUUUAAAUCUCCCACUGAAUUGCGUGUGUCAUAUAUAUAUAUAUAUAUAGAGAGAGAGAGAGAGAGAGAGAGAGAGAGACAGACAGAGAGACAGAGAGAGAGACAGAGACUGGGCCUUGCUCUGUCACCCAGGCUGGAGUGCAGUGGUGCAAUCACAGUUCACUACAACCUUGAACUACUGGGCUCAAGUGAUCUGUUCCACCCCAGCCUCCAAAGUAGCUAAUUUUUUUAAGUAAAAAAAAUUUUUUUUUUUUGUACAGACAGGAUCUCACUGCAUUGCCCAGGUUGGUCUUACAUGCCUGGCCUCAAGCGAUAUUCCAACCUCGGCUUCCCAAAGUGCUGGGAUUACAGGCGUGAGCAACCCUACCCGGCCUGAGUUGUGUUUUUAAAAUCAAGGUUCUCUUUGCAUGUCUAAUAGUUUUUGCUUAUUAAAACACAUAGGUGCUGGAUUGUGUAGUGUGUAUAUUUUUUACAUAAUUUAUUCAACGUAGCCUAAUAAAAUAAUACUACUACUAUUUCUGCGUGUGUGUGUGUGUGUGUGUGUGUGUGUAUUUGGCUUUGUCAACUACUUUAUUUUCAUCAACUGCUUUGGAAGCAUUUUGUUUUAAGUAUAUUUCUUGUUCAACAAUAUAUUAAAUAAUAUAUUAGAAAAAACAAAACCCAAUAAUGUAGUCUCUUUUAAUUGAAAAAUUCAGCCUACUCACAUUUCAUAAAAUAAUUGUUAUACUCCCUCUUAUUUUUUCAUCUUAUUUUAUGUUUACCAUUUAACUAUAUCCUUUUUUUUGCUUUUCCUUCUUUUCCAUUUAUUCUCCCCUGUGUCCCCUGUUGAUUUAGAAAUUCUACUCUAUUUUCCCAUUCUGCUCAUAAUUACCUCCCAGUUUGUAACACUCAUGAUCAGACACGUAUUCUUUACUAGUAAAUAAAAAGGCAUAUUCCUCUACAUGCCCCCCACCACAAACCCACAAAUUUCACAGUCGUCCCAGGGAGACACAUGUCUCAUGUUUAUACCCAGCUACUGAGGCACACCUGGUUGGGGGCAAACAAUCAUAGUGGGCUCAGACCUGAGAAUGAGACUCCAGGGGCCCAGAGUCCCUGUCUCCAUUGCUAGGCUAGCUCUGACAAUCCCCAGUUACUGACACUCAAAGCCCCACUUUUAAAGCUGGAGCUGUCUCUCUCAGACUUAAUGUACCUCUCAUCAAACCUCUCAGAAAAGGUCAGAUGGGGACAGAUUUGGGAGUGAAAGGAUAAAGGGCUGCCCCAGGGCAUGGGGGAGAAGGGUAUAAGAAAUAGUGAAAUGUGCCCAGGAGAAGUUGAGGGAUGACAUUUGACUGUGGGGCCACUCUUCCUGGUAGGAGUGUCCCUCAGCAGGUACAGAAGCUCUCCAGCGCCAAAGCCUGGUGAGGCGCUGUGUCCUAGACAUGCGUGGGAGAAGGGAAAAGGCAAGAUAGGGAAGAGUGCCCUGAAGGGUCACAGCAGGGGAAGGAGGAGAGGUCAAGGUGGGGGAUAUGGUGGUCACGGAGGGUGGAUGAAGGGCCCCUGAUGGAGAGGCAGGGCUUCAGGCAGAGGUCCCAGACAGACUGGGCUUCCAGACUGGGGCCUUCUUGUUGUGGAGGAGGUGGGAUUUGGACUGGGGAGGAGUGGACAGUACCCUGGGGUCUUGUGACUCAAGUAUUUCCUCUUAGGGAGUAUAGAAGUGUGUGGAGACAGUCAGGUCAGAAUGGGAUUGGGAAUGGGAGGGCCUCUUACAUUUGGCCCUCAGCUGGGCACUCCUUAGGAGGUUGGGUCAGAGCCUGAGCAAGACCCUCCAUGCCCUCUGGGUGAAGGUGGACUCUAGCUCUGGGCAAACUCCUCCAGAGACCUGGGACCUUGGACCCCAGCACACCUGAACGGGCUGUAAGGGUCAGGAGCACCCAUCCUUCCUCACAGUCUGCAAAGGGCGCUUUGGAAAGGAAAACAUCUUAGCUCCACUCCCUCAUACUUGAGUCCAGGAAGCAGAUGAGAAUAGGACACACACGUGCUAAAGGGAACUAGAGGCAUCCGGGCUGGACGCUGGUAGAAAUGCAGGAGGAGCAUUGCUAGCUCUCGUUAGCUGAGCAUUGACCUCGACAGGCGCUGUGACGGAUGGUCGUCCCUACAAGUUAUGGCAUCACUAACGUGGAGAUGAAAAACCAGAGGCUCUGAGUUUAGAUUGCUUUCCCAGCGUCGCACACCUAAUAGGUGGGAGAGCUUACACAAAAGCUGUCUCUCUGAUUUCAAAGCCGAAUGUCUCAACUUCUACACUCUCCACAAUUAUUUUGAAUACUUUAGCGGCCUUUAUUUGGAGUCUGGCCUUACACUUACUGUUGAAUGGGAAAGGCGACCAAGAAAAGAACAGAAUAGAGGAGAAGACUGAUGAGAAUAAGGGUGGGGGGAGCCCUUUGUGACUCUGGGCAAUUCCUCCCUGUUCACUUCUAUACCUGCUUUCCUCACACACACACCAAUCUGCAGGGUUGGCUGAUUCCUCGGUUGGAGAGGUAUUAUAUAAUCAAAUAGGUUCCUCUGCCUCCCAAACCAUGGCAGAACCCCCACCAGCCCUGUCCGCAGCAGUCUCCCUCAGCUUCCCCUAAGCUUCCAUGCCUCUCCCGCUUUCUGUCAGAACUGCACUGUGUGGAAAAGGCCUGGGGGCAUUAGGAGGGGCCCCAGAAGGGCCGACAGACUUAAUUAGAUUGUCAAAGGGCUUGGUCUGUUCUUCCCUGUUUCCAAAAUCUCUUCAUGUAUCUGCCCAUCUUAAAAUGUAAAAUACAUUUAAAAAUCUGGGCUUGGCGCAGUGGCUCAUGCCUGUCAUCCCAGCAUUUUGGGAGGCCGAGGUGGGCGGAUCACUUGUCAGGAGUUCAAGACCAGCCUGGCUAACAGGGCAAAACCCCGUCUCUACUAAAAAUACAAAAAUCAGCCAGGUGUGGUGGUGGGCGCCUGUAAUCCUAGCUACUCGGGAGGCUGAGGAGGUUGCAGUGAGCCGAGGUCACACCACUGCACUCCAGCCUGGGCGACAGAGCAAGACUUAGUCUCAAAAAAAAUAAAACGAAACAAAACAAAACAAAAAAACAACUCACCAAAAAAACAAAACCCUACUAUGUGAAAAAUACAAAUAAAAGGACAAUGCAAAACCCUCGUAUCAUCUAUCACAAAUAAAUUGUCACCAUUUGGUCAUAUGUCUCCCUCUGCCCUGCUAAAGGAUAAGUGUAAGAAACAAAGUUUAAUUGUUGCCUUUUUGGGCGAGUAUAAAACCAGUGAAGUUUUUGUAAAUAACUUUGUAAAGUUGUGUAGUAUAUGCUGUGUCUACUGUUUAAGUCAUUAAAGUGUUCAAAGAACUAAACUAUACUCACUUUUUGAUUGUAAUCUAAAUAAUGUAGGGAUAUUUAUAAUUAAACGAGGAAUUAAUGAGUAGACGCUCAAUUAAAAAAUGCUUUUAGAGAUGGUAUCAGAUGUAUGAGUUUAAUAAAUUGAGCCCAAAACAACACAAAUAGUGGUGAGUAUGGCUUCCCGGUGCAAAAACCCUUUGAACCUGGGAGAGUUUCAACAUAAAGGCUAUGAGGCAGGGGAGAUACAGCAGAGAAGACAUCAGAAAGACCUAAGAGGCGCUAGAAGCAAGGCAGCGACAGGUUACUAGACGCAGGCGCUUCACAACAAGCUGCCUCCUGGGGAGACGGCAGGAGAGCCAAGUGGGCUCAGCCCCAGAUGGCUGAGGGGACACCCAGAGGGUUCCAAGCAGGGGUAGGACAGGCCCGGUAGCAGGGCCUGUGAGUAAGGGCAGAGGGACGGGGAGAUGGCUUCACUUCCGAGGAGCGUUGCGCAGAGAGAGACCGGCACCCCGGCCAUGGUGACCCGGGAGAGUGACACUGUUCAAAGUCACCGGAAGACAUGCGACUGGAAGGGGAACAGGGGAGGAGGGCCCCGCGAACAGCGUGCCUCGCUGGGCCCAGACUCGGGCGAAUCUCAGGUAACCCAUGCGCCCCGUGUUUAUACCCUGCGGCCGUGUGUGGAGCUGGGGGCCACCGCCGAAGCCCACCAGGCAGGGCAGGGGAGGGCAGGGGAGGGCAGGGCAGGGCGCCCGCGGCUGGGGCUCCUCCCUGCACCCCGCCACGGAGGAGGGGUUAGGACGCCCAGCUCCUCUGACCCACCGCCCAGCGGGGCCCCUGGCGCCGCCCCGGAAGGCCCGUUAGGCCCGGAAGCCCCUGGCGGCGGGCGCGGGAGACCACCCCCCACGCAGCCGUUAAAGGGCGUUGAUUUCCCGCCUCACGUCCUCCUUCCGUUAGGGCCGGAUGGCGGGGACUGGUGUUUAUUUAGUAGGGGCCCCCAUGCAGGAGGACGCCCACUGGAGCUCUGGAGGGUGGGACAUCCCCAAACCUAAACUGUUAACUGAGACCUGGAACUGUAGCCGAGUCAUAUAUUAUUCUUCUUUUUUUGAGACGGAGUUUGGUUCUUGUUACCCGGGCUAGAGUGCAGUGGCGCGAUCUCGGCUCACUGCAACCUCCGCCUCCCCGGUUCUAGUGAUUCUCUUGCCUCAGCCUACCGAGUAGCUGGGGUUACAGACAUGCGCCACCACGCCUGGCUAAUUUUUUUGUAUUUUUAUUAGAGACAGGGUUUCACCAUGUGGCCAGGCGAGUCGUAUAUUCUUGUGGUGAUAGUGGCCUUAGGAAACAAACAAACAAACAAACAAAACGCCUUCUUGGAUGACGUAAGGUAGAAGCCGCGGAAGCCUUGUUAAACAGUGCAUCUGGCCUGUGGGGCAGCUUUUGGAUAAACCCCUAGAAAAUAUGAAAACUCUGUCACGGGAAGAAGGGGCUGUACAGUGAAUGUUAAGUUGGGUGAAGUUUACGGUUCCAUCCAUGAAUACUGAGCUUCAGCUGCCAACCUCGCAGGCCACUUUUCUUCAGCUCAAAGCUGAGGAUUUUUAAGCAGAUUUUCUGACAACCAGAGGGGAGCAGACAUGCUUCCUGCUCUUUAAGCGACUCCCUGGGAUCCUAGUCAUCCAUCUAGUGAAGUCAAGAACCCAUUAGAAUUCCACCGACCCAGCCUUUUUGUGCCCAAGUGACAGAUUCUGCCAAGUCAGACAAGCCUAGGGGCUUCUACCACACACGACGUAACUAUUUUCUUUCUGUUCCUUUCUUUUCCCUAUCAAAGUCCUCUCAGGCUCUCAUAAUGAUAUAAACAUGGGUGUUACCAUCCUGCAUGAGACAGGAAAGACAAUUCUUGAAAUGACUUUUAAGUCACUUUGAUGUCAUUAGAGAAGUCAUUUAACAAGUGUGUUAUUAAGUUUAAAAAAUUAAAAGACUAUGGCCUUUGGUGACUUCCCUCCCUGGUGGGGCACUAUACUUUGCUCUCUAGCUGUUGCAGCCUUUUUCUGGCUUGCAGGUUAAGUUGGGUGUGUGAGCUGCGCAAAAGCUCUGUAGUUGGUUAAUGAGAGCAAACGCUGUGGGCCUGACUUGGAACUGCAUCUGGAUGUGGACUCCCCCAAGUUGCUGGGCAUUGUGGGAUGGGAGGAAGGUGUUUUUCCUGAGACCAGAACUAGGAAAGUGAGAAAGUUUCCUGGUAACAGGGAACCUGAACGAAGGACUACCUUUAAAAUUUUGGGGAAGGGCGAGGGUUUGUUCUUAAAACCCAUUUUUAGGAUAGGUUAAACCUAUAUACAAAUAGCAGCAUUCUUGGUGGCAGUAAUUAGAGAAGAUUCAUCACAGUGGUUGGGAACAUAAAGGAAACGAGAGUGGGGAUGGGCAAGCCUGGGAUUAGAAAAAAUAUGACCUCUUCCUUUCUCCUGAAUUAGUGCCUCGUCACUGUAAGCAGUCCUGGAAUUCAGGAACGAUGUUACAGAGGUAAUUAAACAGUAGUUCAGGUAUAAUUUUCAAGGCGGUUAAGAAUUUGGGAUUCAGUCUUGCUGUUAUUGAAUCCCAAUUCAGUACGCUUCGGGAAUGUGGGUCUGGUGACUGGUGUCAGAGUAGGAGGAAUCUUGGGACUGAGGGGAAUAGGUGAUAUUCAUUGUUAGGCAGCUGCUCGCUGCAAAUGGCCUCUUCAUGGUUAGACCCUUUUCCAAAUGUCAGGACGCUAGACACGUAAUGUCGAUUAUACAGGAAAGUCGUGUUUGGUGAUUUGCUUCUUUGAUCUCUCAGCUCUCCCCUCCAUUUUAACAUCACCAAAAUGCCUGAAUUUAGGAUGUGCUAUUUGUCCCCACACCCUGAAAUCCUGUGCUCUGUGCUGCUGGACUAAGUGGUAAAGAGUGUUGGAUUCUAGUGGGAACCUGAGGUUGAACUCUCUCAAGUAUCCUACAUGUUGUCCUUUCCUCCAAUUGAGAGAGAAUCUGAGGAGACCAACAAACUUUUGACCUCAGAUCAGAGGUGGAAAGGGAGCUUGCAGAGGUAUCAGUUCUGUGGGAGGUUGGAUUAUGACCAGAAAAUUAGAUAGUGACAUGAGGAGUGUGGCAGUGGUGUUAAGAACUUUUCUCCUUGGGGUGCUAGUUGAGAGCCUUUGCUGUCACUCAGUAUAGGGCCCGGAGCUGCCCUUUUGGAGUGACGUGCUGAAAGAUGGAGCCCCAGUUGGCCCCGUCCUGGGUGAGGAUAUAGACCCGUGAAAAUGUCGGUUCCUAGGUUGAUGGUAAUUGGAAGAGCUUUUUGGGUGACUCUGAAGAAGGCUGUUGGGCUAAGGGUAAAAGACCAGCUGUCACAUACAGGCUAAGGGAUUCAGGACUCUCUUGAGACUUCUCUUUGGGUGGUAACUGGGAUGGUGUUACAGGUGUUGGACAGAAGUCUGAAGUGAGUCAGGGAUGGGAGGCUUCCUUUGUGCUCUGUGGCACAAUCACAGGCACAGUGGGAGGGACAAUGUUACCACCCCUCCUCUCCCUGAAGUGCCUUGUAUACAGCUGUGGGCUGUCCAACUGCAACUCACCUUGGGCUUUCUCAGCCCUCAUGCUAUGUAGAAAAGGGAGAAAAUGUCGUUGUGAGAGAUUUGGAAAAUACAUAACACAAAAAAGAAACACUCUUAUCCCCAAAUAAUGAAAAGAAACUGAAGGAAAAAAAUUGUCUCAUUUAUGAGUUGCUUUAGUCCAGGAAGCCUGAGGUCCGCAGAAUAAAUACCCAUGUAGAGAAUAUAUCAGUGUUUAGGUGUAGGUUAAGGGUCUUUGCCGAGGCUGGGGAUGGGACAGAACACAAAGCUUCUAGGUUUUUACCCCUUGACGAGAAAGCCUUUCUGGGGGAAGUGCUAUUGUGCAGGUUUAAAAAAAACUUUUGUGCAAAUUACAAAAGAGUUAUCAGAAUGUGGGCUUCUGAGGGAGUCAGUCAGGUUUGUUAUAUAUAUAUAUAUAUAUAGAUAGAUAGAUAUAGAUAGAUAGAUAGAUAGAUAGAUAGAUUGAUUGAUUGAUUUGGGGCUGUAAAGCAGGCAUUGAAAAAUAGCUGUGAGUUUCCAGAGUUUAAGGGGAACAAGGUUGGUAGUUGAGUAUUGGGUCCGGGAACCCUUUCCUGCAUGGUUGAAGGAAUUUGCUCUUGUUGAUGCUAACUGGAAGAGGGGAGCUUAAGGUUGCCUGACCAGAGCCCAAAAGAAACUGGAACUAAGGUACUGGCUGGAUAGGCCAGCCAUAGACACAUUUGUGUCUGUCCCAUAGAUGCAAAGCCAGGUGAAGGAUACUGGUUCUAUUACUCUCAUUUCCCCAGACAUUUUGAGGAAUGUUUGGUGUAUGUGGUCCUGUAAUGAGGGACAAUGCUUUAAGUUGGAUAGCUGUCUUUACAAAACAACAGCAUUGCUGUAUUUUUCUCACUUGCUAUGGGCCAAUGAAAUCUUUCACUUAAUUGCCACAGUCCUGGAACAGCAUUUAAUUUCUACUGAUCUAGCCCAGCUCUAUGGCCCAAAAAACCAUGGCAUAAUGUCAUGGAGCUUCCCCAUCUUUCUUUGAGCAGAUGGCCAAAGGAAGGGUUUUAGGGUACCAAGAUUAUGGCCUGAAACUUUGUGGAGAUUCUGAAAUCUCUGCUUUACGGAUUGAUUAGGGUUUCUCACCCUGCUUUUCCCUUCUGGAGGGUAUUUUUCCGUGGCCAUUUUGCAAAUUUCCCGGCAUCUUACUCUUUCAAAAAGCUUGGAAGUUUUCUGGCUCUGAUAUUUUCCCUUUGGUCUAUGUUCUGCCUUUUUCUUAGGUGUUUUUGUCUCUCCUCCCAACUAUUAGGUUGGUGCAAAAGUAAUUUUGGGUUCAGACCUUGAAUUUUAAAUCAUAACUAGGCUCAAACACAUCUUUAUUAAUCAAAAUUGGAACCAUUACCAUCAACACAUUUUUGCCAACAAGACCAAGUUUAUUCCUGUAGUGUAAAAAUCCACGCUUACAGAUUUGAGGAACUCUCAGAAAGCAUUUUCUGCAUACUGCUGGUUGUCGAAGUGUUUUCCCUGCAAAAAGUUGUCGAUGCUUGAGGAAGUGGUAGUCAGCUGGUGGUAGGUCAGGUGAAUAUGGCAGAUGAAGCAAUGCUUUGUAGCCCAAUUCAUUCAAACUUUGAAGCGUUGGUUGUGUGACAUGUGGUCAGGCGUUGUUGUGGAGAAGAAUUGGGCCCUUUCUGUUGACAACUGCUGACUGCAGGCGUUGCAGUUUCCUAUGCAUCUCAUCGAUUUGCUGAGCAUACUUCUCAGAUGUAAUGGUUUCACCAGGAUUCAGAAAGCUGUAGUGGAUCAGACCAGCAGCAGACCGCCAGUGACCAUGACCAUGACCUUUUUUUUUUUUUUUUUUGGUGCAAGUUUGGCUUUGGGAAGUGCUUUGAAGCUUCUCAGUCCAGCCACUGAGCUGGUCUUCACCAGCUGUUGUAUAAAAUCCACUUUCCUUUAUUUUUCUUUUUUUAAAUUUAUUUUUAUUUAUUUUUAUUUUUAUUUAUUUAUUUUUGUUUUUUAUUGAUCAUUCUUGGGUGUUUCUCGCAGAGGGGGAUUUGGUAGUGUCAUAGGACAAUCGUGGAGGGAAGGUCAGCAGAUAAACAAGUGAACACAGGUCUCUGGUUUUCCUAGGCAGAGGACCCGGCGGCCUUCCGCAGUGUUUGUGUCCCUGGGUACUUGAGAUUAGGGAGUGGUGAUGACUCUUAACGAGCAUGCUGCCUUCAAGCAUCUGUUUAACAAAGCACAUCUUGCACCGCCCUUAAUCCAUUUAACCCUGAGUGGACACAGCACAUAUUUCAGAAAACACUGCGUUGGGGGUAAGGUCAUAGAUCAACAGCAUCCCAAGGCAGAAGAAUUUUUCUUAGUACAGAACAAAAUGGAAUCUUUUAUGUCUACUUCUUUCUACACAGACACAGCAACAAUCUGAUUUCUGUAUCUUUUCCCCACAUUUCCCCCUUUUCUAUUCGACAAAACCGCCAUCGUCAUCAUGGCCCAUUCUCAAUGAGCUGUUGGGUACACCUCCCAGACGGGGUGGCGGCGGGGCAGAGGGGCUCCUCACUUACCAGAAGGGGCAGCCGGGCAGAGAUGCCCCCCACCUCCCGGACGGGGCGGCGGCUGGGCAGAGGCGCCCCCCACCUCCCUCCCGGACGGACUUAUAAGUUUGGCAUGCUUCUGGGGUUUUGUUUCUCCCCUCUCUUGAUUUUUCCUUGGGGUGGGCUGUCCACAUGGGCAGUGGCUUGUCAGCACCUGGGAAGGGCCACAUGCGCAGUGUGUUUACUGAAAUUGUGCACAUGCUCAUUCGAGGCAUUUUUCCUUUACCAUUUGAGUGUUCCUAGAGGAAGGUCAUAUACCAGUUAAACUCUGCCAUUUUUCCUCUUAGUGAGCAUGUUUGAGCCCACUUUCCCAACUUCUGCAAUCGUAUCAGGAAGCUGCUGAUCACCAGCUUCAGGUAUCUUCUGUCUGUUGGGAGACUGCUUCUCCCGGCACUGGCUGUGACUAAUUAUUAUUUUAGAGAGACAUUGGUCUCUAAUAAUUUCAGACAAUGGUACCCUGACAUUCCUGGGUGUGAGGGGCCUUUCCUGCCCUAUUCAUGUUUGCCUAGCUACCCACUGUAACAAUAUCUCUAUUUGCAUAAGCCUCGUAACUGGGAACAACUAUACCCAGAAGUCUCUGUCAACAGGUAUCUUGAUAUCCCCUCUGUAAUUCUCUUUUCAUUCUGGUGGAGGCAGGAACUUUUCCAUCGUGGGGACGGAUGGAAAAAGAGACAGAUAAUGGCCCGGGAGGCAAAGUACUUCAAUUUUCUAGCUGUUUAGGCACCUGUGUGCCCAUCCUUGCGCUGGAUGCUCUGAACUAAUUCUAUGCCUUGAAAAUGACCCUUGUGACCAGGCAUGGUGGAUCACGCCCUGUAAUCCUGGCACUUUGGGAGGCUGAGGAGGAGGAUCACUGAAACCUAGGAGUUAGAGACCAGCCUGGAAAACAUAGCAUAGUGAGACUCUGUCUCUACAAAAAAAAAAAUUUUUUUUUUAAAAUUAGCUAGGCAAGGUGGCACAUGCCUGCAGCCCUAGCUACUCAGAAAGCUGAGGCUCCUAGGAGUAUCACUUGAGCCCAGGAGGUUGAGGCUGCAGUGAGCCAUGAUUGUGCCACUGCACUCCAGCCUGAGUGACAGAGUCCAGCCUGGGUAACAGAGUGAGACCCUGUCUCAUAAAAAAAAAAAAUUUAAGAAAGGCCAAGUAUGAUGCCGAAUGAUCCAAAAUGAGGGUGAUUUGCAGGCUCUGUCAAAUCAUCUCUAGUCUUCAGAAUAUCAUGAUUCAGGCUGUCUUGGAAAGAAGUAAAACAAUGAGAGAUAACAUUAGUGAUUUGACAAUCAAAAGAGAAUUUUUGCAUCACAAUGAAAAAAAAGGAAUUUCGCUAAGGAACCAACUAAAACAUCAUGAAUAAAAUUACAACCCAGUUCUUCUUUAGAGACUUAUUGUAGCCAAGAAAUAAUUCAGGAGUUAGCCCAAAUUCUAGUCAAAUAAUAAAGCUUAAAAACAAAGGUCAGAGCUGGAAUCUAGUAUAAACAGGUGUGGUACAGUUUUCCUUUGAAACAUAACUUUUAUCUCUCUGUAGUCCCCCUUUUCUACUACAGAGAAAGUAUAGUAAGAUUGAUCUGUGUGCAAAAUUAGUUUUAGCCUUAUUGUACUUCACCUGAUUAUUUGCACAAAGUGCAGCAAGAAUUGUUUGGCCAUAUAGGCUUUGCUGGAACUUUACCUGAAAAUUUGUUAGUCUAAUCAAAGCCUUGGUAAAAUAACCAAUGUCUCCAAUUGUGCCCUGUUUAAAAAAAAACAGAUUCUUAUCCAUCAUAUGCAAAUAUAACUAUACCGCCAUAAAAUAAGAAUACUCAUGAAUAGUUUCCAAAUUUUAGAGAACUCAGGUAGAGAGAAAGGUAAAUUUGGGUCACAAAAGUAUACUUUAGAAUCAGAGUUGCUGCCUUCCAAACAAGGAUGUUUGUUCACUGUUGGGAGAAAAGCUGAGUGUUUGGAGAGAAGCUGAGGUGGGCUUGGAACAUGUCCAGCGUCCAGGUAAAACCCCUCGUGGCCUUUGGAAUGUGUCCAGACUUGCUGGCUCCUUGCUUCUAGCACUCCCAUUAUCUCAAGUAGACAUAUGUUUCAAAGAAAAUGCUAAGUUGUCACAGAUGUAGCUCAUUCACUUGAUACACUGCUUCCUUUCAACCCCCACAUCCUCACCACCUGUUUCUUUGUUUGAUCACCAAUAAACAGCGUGGGCUCCCAGAGCUUGGGGCCUUUGCAGCCUCCAUAUUAGCAUUGGCCCCCUGGUCCCCCUUUCUCUGUUAAUUUGUCUUUUCUCAUUCAUUUGACUCUGCUGGACUUCAUAGCCCCCAUGGCCUGGUGUUGGGUCCGAUCACCCCAACGUUCAUGGCACCCAAUGUGGGGCAAAGAAGACCCCAGUGAAGGAACACUAGAGUGUGUGAAAGUGUAGGAUGCAUCAUCAGAGGACACCCGAGGAUGACUGAAAGAAGCUCUGUGGGAAAGCUGUGUGCUCGGAAGAACCAGGCGAACAAGAGGACAAAGUGAAAGCAAACAUUCUGCUUAUUUGAAUUUGUUUAUUUAUUUAUUUAUUUAUUCAUUUUUUGAGACGGAGCCUUGCUCUGUUGCUCAGGCUGGAGUGCAGUGGUGUGAUCUCGGCUCACUGCAAGCUCCACCUCCUGGGUUCACACCAUUCUCCUGCCUCAGCCUCCCAAGUAGCUGGGACUACAGGUGCCCACCACCACACCCAGCUAAUUUUUUGGUAUUUUUAGUAGUGAUGGGGUUUCACCAUGUUAGCCAGGAUGGUCUCGAUCUCCUGACCUCAUGAUCCACCCGCCUCAGCCUCCCAAAAUGCUGGGAUUACAGGCAUGAGCCACUGCGACCAGCCAGCUUAUUCUUAAGGCAUUUAUUACAAAGAGGGAGAGUGAAAGUUAGUACUCAGAAUUUAUUACUCUUUAGUACAGUAAAGCAGUUUUGCCCAUGGUUUCCAGAACAGGGGACUAUGGAGUUGGAUCAAUGGGAGAGAAUGGGAAGAGAUUUUAAAAAGGCAUAUAAAGAUGGAGUAAAAAUUCCAGUUCCCGUUUGGUCAAUGUGGGCACUAAUAAAGGCAGCUCUUGAGCCAUUCAAACAGAUAAUGAGGAAGAUUUAGAUAAGGAAGAGGAGGACGAGUGUAAAAAACUAACUUCAGAUUCUGAGUGUGAGGAACAGCUACUGGAGGAGAUUAGAGAAAAGAAAGGAAAGCUACAGUAUGUUUUACUAGCCUGUCAGCUCCACCGGCUGAAUUAAGUGAAUGGCCACCUCCUCUCUCUCCCCUGAAUGGGUGAGAAAAUGAAUUAGGUGAAAAACUUACUGCUCCUGUAGUUGCAACAUUAAAACCUGGAGCAAUUGGUGGUGCUAUACAAAAUUCUAUUCAAAAAACCAGAUAGAGCCAAGGGAGACCUUGAAGCAUGGCAAUUUCCAGUUACUAUAACCCAGCAAGAAGGACAGAAUAUAGCUAAUUAGGCCAACUUUCCUUUUAAGUUACCAAAGGAAUUCAAGCAAGCCAUUAGUCAUUACGGCCUGAACUCUCCUUUUGUGCAAACUUUGUUAAAAAAUGUGGCUCUUGGUAAUAGGUUAAUACCAUAUGAUUGGGAUACUUUAACAAAAUCUGUUCUCACUCUGUCUCAGUAUUUACAGUUUAAAACUUGGUGGGCUGAUGAAGCUCAAACUCAGGCAAGGGAAAACACACAAGCACAGCCACCUCUGCCUGUUUCCUUUGAACAGUUAAUGGGAGUUGGCCCUAACUGGGGUCGAUUACAGAAUCAAGCAGUAAUGGAGGAUUUUGCCAUUUUUCAGCUGCACUCCGUGUGCUUACAGGCAUGGGAAAGGAUAAAUGCUACAGGGGAAAAUAUCCUUCUUUCAGUUCUGUCUGACAAGGACCUAGAGAACCAUAUAUUGAUUUUAUUGCUUGGCUCCAAGAGGCUGUGUAUAAAGCCAUAACUGAUAAAACAGCUCAGGAUGUUGUAAUACAGCUUCUUGCAUCCCACAAUGUUAAUGCAGAGUGUCAAACUGCUAUUAGACCCCUGAGAGGGAAGGCUCAUUUAGCUGAAUAUAUUAAUAUUAAGGCUUGCGAUGGCAUUGGAGGUAACUUACAUAAGGUUACUCUUUUAGCUCAGGCUAUGGCUGGAUCUAAAGUAGGGAAGAAUAUGCCCCGUUUCUCAGGCUCUUGCUUUAAUUGUGGGCAGUUUGGAUACACAAAAAAGGAAUAUAGAAAAGGAAAUGCUGUCUAGUAAUGGAAAAGCCUCAUUUGCUGGACCUCAACAGCAAGUUUUUCAAACUGACUUUGCUUCUGCUCAAAGGGCUGAAGUUAUGGCUGUGAUAACAGUGUUAAAAACUUUUAAACAGCCAGUAAACAUUGUUUCUGAUUCAGCCUAUGCAGUGCAAGCCACACAAAAUAUUGAAUGUGCCUUAAUUCGAAGUAUGACUGAUGAACAACUUAAUCUUUUAUUUCAUUCUUUACAGCAAACAGUACAACAAAGGCAUUCCCCUCUCUAUAUCACUCAUCUGAGAGCACAUACUAACCUCCCUGGCCCUUUAACUAAACUUAAUCAAAGGGCGGAUGCAUUGGUGUCUGCAGUCUUUGCUGAUGCACAAAUGUUCCAUUCUUUAACCUACCUUAAUGCCGCAGGCCUUAGAAAAAGAUGUGGUCUAUCAUGGAAACAAGCUAAAGAAAUUGUACAGCAGGGUGCGGUGGCUCCUGCCUGUAAUCCCAGGACUUUGGGAGGCCGAGGCGGGUGGAUCACGAGGUCAGGAGAUCGAGACCAUCCCGGCUAACACAGUGAAACCUCGUCUCUACUAAAAAAUACAAAAAAUUAGCCGGGCGUAGUGGCAGGCGCCUGUACCCCAGCUACUCUGGAGGCUGAGGCAGGAGAAUGGUGUGAACCCAGGAGGUGGAGCUUGCAGUGAGCCGAGAUCACGCCACUUCACUCCAGCCUGGGCAACAGAGCAAGACUCUGCCUCAAAAGAAAAAAAAAAUGAAAUUGUACAACCCUGUUCUGCCUGCCAAGUCCUGCAUCUGCCACCUCAAGGAAUGGGAGUUAACCCUAGAGGUUUAUCUCCAAAUUCCAUCUGGCAGAUGGAUGUAACACAUAUUCUUGCUUUUGGAAAAUUGUCCUUUGUUCAUGUUUCAGUAGAUAACCUAUUCACAUUUUAUCUGGGCCACAUGUCAAACAGGGGAAGCUAUAGCUCAUGUUAAAAGACAUCUUUUAUCUUGCUUUUCAGUUAUGGGAAUCCCAGAAAAAAUCAAAACUGAUAACAGCCCAGGAUACUAUAGUAAAGCCAUGGCUACAUAUUUUCAACAAUGGAAUAUUACCCAUACUACAGGUAUUCCAUAUAACUCGCAAGGACAGGCAAUGGUGGAAAGAGCUAAUCAUACUUUAAAAACUCAAAUACAAAAUCAAAAAGGAGGGGACUGGAAUGUAAGACACAGCAUAUGCAACUGCAUUUAGCUUUAUUAACAUUAAAUUUUUUAAAUUUACAAUAAGAUUAACACAUGACUGCAGCUGAACAACACCUGACAGGACAAAAGGAAAAUAAAAAGGCUGGACAAGAUAUAUGGUGGAGGGAUGCGCAUACAGUUGGGAAAAAGGAAAGAUAAUUAUAUGAGGAAGAGGAUUUGCUUGUGUCUCUCCAGGUGACAAUCAGGUAUCUGUGUGGGUGCCCACCAAAUAUCUGAAGAUCUAUCACGAACCACAGCGUCUAGUGGACCCACCUGUAAAUUGAAGGUUUAAGGAUUGCUUUUUUGCUAUACUAUUGUACAAGAAGGACAAGCCUCGGUUUGCUUUCUCUAUGCCUUCUGUUAAUCAGAAAAAGCCUGUUUCUCGCUAUCAAUGGUAAGUUUUACCCUGCGGUAAUUAACCAAAGAGGUAGAAGCUGAGUUUCAAAUGCUUCAGCAAUAAUAAUAAUAAUAAAAAAGGCCUUUGCUUCUGUUUUGCUAGAUUUACUAAUGUGGGGUGAGGGUAUGCUUGUGUUUUUGCAGGAGAUGAACACCGUGUGGGUGCCCUCAAGAUGUGUACAACCAUGGAGCAGGAGAUGAGGGGGACCCAUGGAUCCAAACCAUGGACUGGUUUCCCCCAGUAUGAGCCAUGAGCCAGUUGAAUCUGAAUGUGAAUGUGGAACGAGGACCAACCAGAGUCAUGCUGACAUCAACCCCUAUAACAUGGGGUUAGAUCAAGAAAACCACACAGGAAGCUGAGAAACUGCUGAAGCACCAGGGUUUUACCUUUUGCUGGGAUUCAGAGGUACAACGAAUGCUUAAUAGACCAAUGCUUUCUGACUGAACUCCUCUCUACCCUGAAUACAAGAGACCCUAAUAGUUAGGCAGGAAUAUCAUUGCCCCUAUUCAGCAUGAAGAAGUUACAGAAGAUGGACCUUCAUCCUUCUGCAACCCUUAGAAUUAAGGGUCCUCUUGUAAAAGGGAAGGGGGAAACAUGUAAGAAGCAUUCAAACCAGAGCGACUCCAUUUUGAAUAAGGGCUAAGAACAAUGAAGCUGGAUCACCAACCAGCAAUUAAGGGCUGCACAGCCUGCAAUUGCCUUGCUCAAUUAAUUUAAAAACAAAAAGAGGACCUUUUGGAUUCGAACUUGUGUUAUGUUACUCUUAAAUGCCAUCUGGAGGGCAGAGAUGAAAAUCUCAUCCUAAAGAUUGUAAAACUAAAAGAGCAGGUUUUUGAAGCCUCUCAGGCUCACUUAGCCCUGCUCCCUGGAAAUGAUACUUUGAACAAGACAGCCAAUGGGUUGUCUACAAUCAAUCCUCUUAAAUGGAUUAAGGCCAUUGGAAGCUCUACACUUGCAGAUUUUAUUCUAAUAAUUAUGUGCUUGUGCUGUCUUCUUUUAGUCUGCAGAUGCAGAAGCCACUGCUGGAGAGAAAGCCGCCAUUGAGAACAAGCAAUGAUAGCUGUGGCAGUUUUACAAGAAAGAAAAGGGGGACAUGUUGGGAGAAACACCAAGUGUUGGGAGAGAAGCUGAGGCAGGGCUUGGAACAUGUCCAGGGUCCAAGGUAAAACCCCUCCUGGCCUUUGGAAUGUGUCCAGACUUGCUGGCUCCUUGCUUCUAGCACUCCCAUUAUCUCAAGUAGCCAUAUGUUUCAAAGAAAAAUGCUAAACUGUCACAGCUGUAGCUCAUUCACUUGAUACACCACUUCCCACCUAGCAUGUCCAGUUCAUAUUGCUGGAAGGGCAGAUUUACAUGCCUUCUGUUUUAUAGUACUAGUGUAGCAGGACCAGUCACAGACAAAACCUCUUGGACACUGGUUUUAGGAAGGAAGAGGCUUUAAUCAGCUGGGUGCAUAGGUAGACUCACGUCUCAAGAUCCAAGCUUCCCAAAGUAAAGAUUCAUGUCCCUUUUACAAGGGCUUACAAGUCUAAGGGGUCCAUGUGAAAAGGUCGUGAUACAUUGCACAAGUGGGGGCUAUGUGAUUGAGGGCUACAUGCAUCAGUGAUGGGGGCUCGCAGAACAGAACAGAAAGUUUCACAAGUCUUCCUCAAACAAUGUCUGGAAUCUAUAGAUAACACAAGUGGUUAGGUCAGGAGUUGAUCUUUAACUACCAGACCUGGUUCUUGGUGCCAAGCCGUCUGGCUAUUGAUCUCACUUCUGCUACUUUUUAACUUUUUGCUGCCUUUUUGAAACAGGAGACAAUGGGAGAGGUGGUCUCCUUCCUUACUAGUUAGGGAAAAUAUUCCUCAGUCAGAUACAAUACCCGUUUUCCAUAAGACAUUUAGGUAAAAGAGACACGAGUACUUUACAUAAAGCCUAUUUAAACAUUCCAACCUUCAUAAUCAUAUCAGCCCUUACAUUUUUAUGUUCUGGUCCCAGGAAACUUUUUCUUUUCCACUCCCAGACCAUUUCACCCUCUCUGGUAAAAAAGGAUUUGGGUUCUCAGCAGUGACUUGAGCCAAGGGACCCAGGCUCUUUUGUCAAUCUUGACUAAUUUGCCUCAACAUUUUCCCAGGCAAUUGUUAAUCAGCUUUCUCAUUGUAACCUUUGCCUUCUGAUUGAAGAAAUUUCUCCAAUCUGGGGCAAAUACCAAAAACUAGUUUGGGGAUUUUUAAUUUUGAAGGACCAGCAAGUUCUCCCUUUGGUCUACCCAACCUUCAAUAGUGUUGUAUUAAAACCUUUGUGGUGUAUAUAUAUAUUUCAAUACCUUUUGGAGUACAAGUGGUUUUUGGUCUCUAAGAAGCUCCAAACUUUCCCUCAUUUUCCUUUCUUCUUCUAAGCCAUCCAAAGUCUUUCAACCUGCCACCCAAUUCCAAAGUUUCUUUCAUAUUUUCAGGUAUUUUUAUAGCAGUGCCCCACUCCUUGGUACCAAUUUUCUGUACUAGGCUGUUCUUACAUUUCUAUAAAUAUCAAAGGCUGGGUAAUUUAUAAAGCAAAGGUGUUUAAUUGGCUCAUGGUUCUGUAGGCUUUAUAGGAAGCAUGGUGCUGGCAUCUGUUCAGCUUCUAGGGAGGCCUCAGGAAGCUUGCAAUCAUGGCAGAAGCUGAAGAGGGAGCAAAUGUCACGCACAGUGAUAGCAGGAGCCAUAGAGAGAGGGGGAGGAGGUGCCACACCCUUUUUAAACAACCAGAGCUUGUGAAAACUCACCAUUGCGAGGACAGCACCAAAGGGAUGGCAUUAAACUACUCAUCAGGUAUUCGUUCUCAUGAUCCAAUCACCUUCCACCAGACCCACCUCCAACAUGGGAGAUUACAAUUCAACAUGAAGCUUAAAGGAAACAACAUCCAAACUACAUCAACAUCUUACUUUAUACACCCUGUAUGUAGAAUAUUUUUUCUCUUAUAUCUACUAGUUUUAAUCACAUAUAUUAACUACUAUUCUCUUAGUAACCCUCAUUUCUGUUGAAAAACCUAGGAUUACUUAAUGCUGGGAACAAGCCCUAAGCCUGUCAUAAAUAGGCCUUAAAGAAACUGGCCAUAAACAGGAUUUCUGCAGCAAUGCGACAUGCUCGUGAUGGCUGUGAUGCACAUGGCUAGAAGUUGUUGGUUUACCGGAGCAGGGCAAGGAACGCCUGGCCACCUAAAGUGGGAAACUGCUCAAACCACAAACAAUAGCAGGAGCAGGCUGUGCCUUAACAACAUGUUUUUGCUGCUGAUAAUCAGCCAGAACCUGUUUCUCUACUCCUUGCUAAGAAUGCUUUGUUUCCCGUAAGGAAUGCUUUUAGCUAAUCUAAAACCUAUAGAAACAAUGCUUAUCACUGGCUUGCUGUCAAUAAAUAUGUGGGUCAAACUCUGUUUGUGGCUCUCAGUUCUGAAGGCCGUCAGCCCCCUGAUCCCACUUUGUACUCUAUUUCUGUGUCUUUGUCUUCAAUUCUUUAGCACCGCUGGGUUGGGGUCUCCAUGACUGAGGUGGUCUUGGUAACUUAAUUUAACGUACUGUUGUGGCUUCUUCUCUCCAGUAGUUCAGCAAGUGGGAGGGAGCAGCACCCAGUGGAUUUUUUGCUUCCAUAGUUUGGUGAACAGGAGGGAGUGUUACAGCUCUUUUACUUGCACCAUCUGCAGCUCAGUGAGCCAGCCAGGUGUGUCACAGCUCUUUUGCUCCUCUAAUUCAGUGAGCAGGAGGGAGUGGCACCCUAUGGCUUCUUCUCACCUGUUGUUUUGCAAGCAGGAGGGAGGGUUAUAGCUCUUUUUUACUCCUGCUCCCUGCAGCUUAGCAAGUUCUGGGUUCCAAGAAGAAUAAGGUAUGCAGACACUUGAGAGCAAGUAAGGCAGAGGAGAAUUUUAUUGAGCUACAGAAGGAAAGGUCUCAGCUGUGAGACGUGACCAAGAAAGCAGGUAGCUGUUUAUGAGGCUGAGUCUGUGGUUUUUAUGGGCUUAGAAUGGGGGAAUGCAUGCUGAUUGGUCCACAGGUGGGCUUGGAGAGAGCACCAUUUGGUUAAAAGGCAUCAUCCAGAAGGAACCAAUUGAGAGAAAGUGGGUAAGAUGGGGACAGAAGUUUUCACUCCAGUCGUGGACUCUAUCCAGAACUUGCUGCUCAGUCCUCAUGUUGAAGGUCGAGCCCUACCAGCGACCCAUCCCUGUCUGCCUAGGAAUUUGUCUGUCUCCUGUUGCUAUCAAUAACAUGACUUUAAAAAUUUAAAUACUGAAGAGAAUUUAGAGACUAGUUUUAUUUAACAAAGAUCAUUGAAGUCACAUGAAUUAAUGGCAUUUGAACUAGUUUCUAUUUUCCUGAGAAAAUAUUUCAUUGAAGCACUUAUUUUUCUUUAAGCCAAUUGAUUAGAGCUCUUUCAUAUAACUCGGUAGUGAACUAUAUCUACAUGACACAUAGAAACAUAUAGACAUGGCCAGGCAUGGUGGCUCAUGCCUGUAACCCCAGCACUUUGGGAGCCUGAGGAAGGGAAAUCACCUGAGAUCAGCAGUUUAAGGCCACCCUGACCAAUGUGGAGAAACCCCAUCUCUACUAAAAAAAAAUACAAAACUAGCCAGGCGUGGAAGCGCAUUCCUGUAAUCCCAGCUACGCAGGAGGCUGAGCCAAGAGAAUCGCUUGUACCCGGGAUGUGGAGGUUAUGGUGAGCUAAGAUUGCGCCAUAGCACUCCAGCCUGGGCAACAAGAGUGAAACUCCGUCUCAAACAAACAAAAAAACAGACAUACAAACACGGACAGAAGCACACCUUAUACAUUUAUAAUGUGUCCAGGAUUGCUGGGGUCUCAGUCUCACUAACAUUGAGAAUGAAGCCGGGGACCCUCGUGGUGAGUGUUACAGUUCUUAAAAGACGGUGUGUCCAGAGUUUGUUCCUUCAGAGGUUCAGAUACGUCUGAAGUUUCUUCUGGUGGGUUUGUGGUCUCGCUGACUGCAGGAGUGAAACUGCAGACCUUCGCGGGUCGCGUGGAGUGUUACAGCUCUUAAAGGUGGCACAUCCAGAGUUGUUCGUUCCUUCUGGUGGAUUCGUGGUCUCACUGGCCUCAAGAGUGAAGUUGCAGACUUUCACAUUGAGUGUUACAGCUCUUAAAGGCACUGGGGACAGAAAGAAUGAGCAGCAGCAAAAUUUAUUGCCAAGAGUCAACGAACAAAGCCUCCACAAAGUGGAAGAGCACUGGAGCCCAUUGCCACUGCUUGCUGGGGUGGCCUGCUUUUAUUCCCUUAUCUGGCCCCACCCACAUCCUGCUGAUUGGUCCAUUUUACAGGGAGCUGAUUGGUCCCUUUUGCAGAGUCCUGAUUGGUCCGUUUUGACAGAGUGCUGAUUGGUGCAUUUACAAAUCUUUAGCUAGACAGAGAGCACUGAUUGGUGCAUUUACAAUCCUUUAGCUAGACAGAAAAGUUCUCCAAGUUGCAGGGAUGCAGAAGCCCAGCCGGCUUUGCCUCUGAAUGGCAUUCGCCCCGGUACUUUUCUUGGCACCUAGCCUGGGCUCUCCCGCAGUCCAGAGUGAGCUCAUCACCGAUCAAGACAAGCAGGUGCCAGCCAGGGCGCAAAGUGCGGGCCCGCCCAGCCCACGCCCACCAGGAACCUGCCCCGGCCGGGGAGCACCACGUGCAGCCCCGGCUCCCGCUGGCGCCUCUCCCUCCACACCUUCCCACGAGCAGAGGGAGCCAGCUCCUGCAUAGGCCAGCCCCAGAGAGGGGCCCAUACAGCAUAGUGGCAGGCUGAAGGGCUCCUCCAGCACGGCCAGAGUGGAUGCCGAGGCAGAGAAGGUGCCAAGAGCUAGCAAGCGCUGCUAGCACGUUGUCACCUCUCAAUAAGAUUCUGCAUUUGCAGUUUUCAAAGCUUCUCCCCUACUUUAAAGACUAUUAAUAACUUGAAUACCUGUUACAUACCGUAAACAACUGUUAGCUAUACCACUGUAAAUUUGCAUCUCCAAAGACAUGAGUUAGGUGAAACCGGUAGAAAAGGUAUGUCUCAAAGGCACAAACGUAGGUCUAAACAAAGAUAAGAUUUAUUAUAUAAAUUUUAGGUCGUUGUCUUCCCCAUAGUUAAAGUGCCUAGUGGUUUAGGUGCAGAGACAGAGAUGCCCUUACAAAUGGAAGUUUCCUUUAAAGAUAUAAAUUUCUUUUUACAAAGAGUUUCACAAGACUAAUUUAGUUUGAUAGGUGUUUUUUGUUUUUGUUUUUUAAACUUAGCUUGUCACUUAAUUCUAGAGCCAGAUUACUGGCUUUAGGGUAGAGCCCUUUAAGAAACAGGGCCAAUGGGUGCAGUGACUCACACUGUCAUCUUAGGACUUUGAAAGGCCGAGGUGGGAGGAUUGCUUGAGGCCAAGAGUUUGAGACUGGCCUGGGCAACAUAAUGAGAUCCCAUUUUACAAAAAUCAAAAGAAAGUAAGCAGUUUUUAGGACUAAACCAUGCUUUUCUUAUCCAAACACAAAGAACCAAGUAGUCCCCUGUAAUAAUAACUAUUUCCUGUAAACAACACUGCUGUUAGCCAUCUAACACUAUAAACAGUUGCUCAUAACUUCUAGCCAUCACACACACCAAGGUCUAGUCCUCUCACCAAGUACCAAGUAAUCUCUGGUAACCCUAAAAGCCAAAGGGACCAAGUAGUGCAAUACAAAAGAGGACAGUGUUUUAGACCUGAGAGGAACUUUCCCAUGAUUCUUGAAACACCUCAAGGAAAGUAGAAGACCCCCAAACAGGGAGUUAAAAAGGACAAGCGCAUUACAUAGUGAUAAAAGGUUCUACUCAACAAGAAUAUUUAACUGUCUUAAAUACAUGCACACAUCUAACAUUAGAGCACCCAGAUUUAUGAAACAAUUACUCCUAAACCUAAGAAAAUAGCCACACAAUAAUAGUGAAGGAUUUCAACACCCCACCCCACUGACAGCAUUAGAUAGAUCAUCAAGGUGGAAAACUAACAAAUUCUGGGCUUAAAUUGGACACUUGACCAACUGGACCUAACAGACAACUACAGAAUACUCCACCCAACGACCACAGAAUAUAGAUUCUUCUUAUCUGCACAUGUAACAUACUCUAAGGUCGACCACAGCCUUGGUUAUAAAGCAAGUCUUCAUAAAAAAGAAGUCAAAUUACUUCUCUUCACUGACAUUGUGGCUCUAUGUCUAGAAAACUCUAAAGGUUUCACCAAAAGACUCCUAGUCCUGAUAAAUGACUUCAGGAAAGUCUCAGAAUACAAAAUCAAUGUACAAAAAUUGGUAGCAUUUCUAUACACCAAUAAUGUUCAAGCUGAGGACCAAAUCAAGAAUGCAAUUCCAUUUACAGGAGACACACACAAAAAUACCUAGGAACAUGUCUAACCAAGGAGGUGAAAGAUUUCUACAAGGCGAACUAACUACAAAACACUGAUGAAAAAAAUCAUACAUGACACAAACCAAUGGAAAAAGCAUUCAUUCCAUGCUCAUGGGUUGGAAGAAUCAAUCUCAUUAAAAUGCCCACUUUGCUUAAAACAUUCUACAGAUUCAAUGCAAUUCCUAUCAAACUACCAAUAUCAUUUUUUCACAGAAUUAGAAAAAAAGAUUCUAAAAUUCAUAUAGAACCAAAAAAGAGCCUGAAUAGCUGAACCAAUCCUAAGCAAAAAGAACAAAGCUGGAAGCAUCACAUUACUUGACUUCAAACCAUACUACAAGGCUACAGUAACCAAAACAGCAUGGUUAGUGGCUAGUGGUUCAAAACAGACAAUCAGAACAAAGUAGAAAACCCAGAAAUAAAGCUGCACACCUACAACCAACUAGUCUUUUACAAAAUUGACAAAAAGAAACAAUUGGGAAGGGACAGUCUAUUUACUAAAUGGUGUUGGGAUAGCUGGCUAACCAUAUGCAGAAGAAUAAAACUAAAGAUGGACUAAAGCCUUAAAUGUUAAGACCUCAAACUAUAAAAAUCCUAGAAGAAAACUCUUCUGGAUAUUGGGCUAGGCAAAGAAUUUCUGACUAAGACCUCAGAAACAAAUACAACAAAAAAGACCUCAGAAACAAAUACAACAAAACCAACAAAACAAAAAUUGACAAGUGAGACCUAAUUAAACUAAAGAGCUUCUGCACAGCAGAAGAAACUAUCAACAGAGUAAACAGACAACCUACAGAACGGGAGAAAAUAUUUGCAAUCUAUGCAUCCAACGAAGGACUCAUAUCCAGAAUCUAUAAAUAACUGAACAAGAAAAAACAAAUAACCAGGCUGGGUGUGGUGGCUCACACCUGUAAUUCCAGCAAUUUGGGAGGCUGAGGCAGGGGUAUCACUUGAGGUCAGGAGUUUGAAACAUGCCUGACCAACAUGGCAAAACCCUGUCUCUACUAAAAAUACAAACAAUAAAAAAAAUUAGCCAGACAUGAUGGUGUGUGCUGUAGUCCCAGCUACUUCGAGAUUGUGCCACUGCACUCCAGCCUUGGCGACAGAGCAGGACUCCGUCUCAAAAAACAAACAAACAAAACCAAAUAACCCCAUUUAAAAGUGGGCAAAGAACAUGAACAGACAUUUCUCAAAAGAAGAUAUACAAAUGGCCAGCCAACAUAUAAAGAAAUGCUCAUUGCUAAUCAUCAGAAAAAUGCAAAUAAAAACCACAAUGAGAUAUCCCCUUACACCAGUCAGAAUGGCUAUAAUAAAGUCAAAAAAUCGCAAGUGUUGGUGAGGUUUCCUUCCUGACUGAAAUAUAUGCGUGUUUACCAUCCACCAUUUGGAUAUGUCUUCAUCCUCUUGCCAGACCCAGCUAAUUGGCUAAUUGCAUCCACCUGCACUGUCGGGAGGGAAGAGAGAAUGAUCUCUAAACUACUUUUCUCCCUGGUCUUUUGGUGAACAGGGGAAGCUUAUACACUAUUGGUGGGAAUGUAAGUUAGUUUAGUUCCUGUGGAAAGCAGUUUGGAAAUUUCUUAGAGAACUAAAAAUAGAACUACCAUUCAGCCCAGCAAUCCCAUUACUGGAUAUAUACCUAAAGGAAAAGAAAUCAUUCUACAAAAGACACCUGUACCCAUUAGUUUAUCGCAGCAAUAUUCACAAUAGGAAAGACAUAGAAUCAACCUAAAUGCCCAUCGACAGUGGACUGGAUAAAGGAAAUGUGGUACAUAUGCACCAUGGAAUACCACGCAGCCAUAAAAAGAAUGAAAUGAUGUCCUUUGCAGCAACAUGGAUGCAGCUGGAAGCCAUUAUCCUAAGUGAAUUAUCACAGAAAAAGAAAAUCAAAUACUGCAUUUUCUCAAAAGUGGAAGCUAAACAUUGAGUACACAUGGACAGAAAGAUGGGAACAGCAGACACUGGGGACUUCAAAAGGGGGAAGAGAAGGAGAGGGGAAGGGUUUUAAAAAAUAGGCCGGGCAUGGUGGCUCACGCCUGUAAUCCCAGCACUUUGCAAAGCCGAGGCUGGUGGAUCACCUGAGGUCAGGAGUUUGAGACCAGCUUGGCCAACAUGGUGAAACCCCGUCUCUACUAAAAAUAUGAAAAUUAGCCAGGCGUGGUGGUUGGCACCUGUAAUCCCAGCUACUCGGGAGGCUGAGGCAGGAGAAUUGCUUGAACCUGGGAGGCGGAGGUUGCAGUGAGCUGAGAUCGCACGACUGCACUCCAGCCUGGGCAACAGAGCGAGACUCCGUCUCAAAACAAAAACAAAAACAACCCUACAUAUUAGGUACUAUGCUCACUAAUUGGGUGAUAAGGUCAAUAGAAGCCCAACCCUCAGCAUCAUGCAAUAUAUCCAUGUAACUCAUCUGCACAUGUACACCCUGAAUCUAAACUAAAAGUAAAAAAAUGCCCUGGCCACAUAGCAGAUACGCUGACAUUUCUACCAUCAGACCAAGUGUUUUCGCUGUCAUAUAUUGCAUGUUAAAUCACUGCAGUGAAAUUUUGUUUUUGUGUAAAUAUUUGUGCGUGGAAAGGGUCCAUAGCUUUCACUAGCCUCCUAAAUGGGGUUGAUGAUGCUAAAAAGUUGAAAGCCAGUACUUUAGAGUUGAAAAGUUGGAUUCAAUGAUGGGAAUAGAUUGAUUGCUUCCAAAAGGUUUCUCUUAAUAUGUCUGAAUAGUAAUUGCUGUGCUUCUUUGUGUAGUAAAAUUCUUAAUGUGGCCUGAUAGCUGUACAGAACAUUUGAGAUUGGGACUGAAAAUCUUAGACAUAUGUUCCUUGGUAGCCAUUAGAUUAUCUAAUUGCCAUUAGUGUUAAGGUGAGCAUAAAGCAAAUUAUUAACUGCAUGGCCCUAAGAAAGUCACCUUAUCUCAUGAGAUCUGUUACCUCAUUUAUAAGACAUUUUUAAAAGGAGGAAUGUGACCUUGAAGAUUUCCAAAACUCCUAGUUUGGAUUCUCUAGAAAAGUGAGAUCAAUGCUAGACUUGGAUGGAGCCCUUUUGUGGCAGAAAUGAACCAGGCUUUGCACAGAAGGAAAAAGACAGAGUGUGCAAAUGAGGAAGAGGCCCAGAGGAUCCAAGAAGCCUCUUCCUCCAUAAAUGGGAAACACAAGCCUGCUGUGGCAAAGAGCCAGUGUAAUCAGGGCAGGAUGAGGGCUACUGGGACACUUUUUAACAUCCAGGACUCUGAGGGAACAGAGACUCAACCUUUACUUUUCACCCUGGGACUGACUUGCCAGAACACAAGUUGUCCCUCAGUGAGUGAAUACACCAUCUUCCCUGCACUAAGAACUUCUGAUUCUCAUAGGAGAAAAUGCUUUGGGUCUUCUCACUUCCCACAUCAGCUGGCUUGGCUGUCUCUGGAAAAUGCUGCACUCCAAAUGGCUGAAGGCACAAAGACUGAAAAACUUGGCUCCUUGGUUUAGAAGCAGUUCUGGCUGAAACUUAGUUCUUUGGAAAUACACAAGGCUAGUAGACCUUGAGAACCUGCACCUAGAAGAGGAAUGGAUAUCACCUGAACAUACCUGAAGAAGAGCCCACAACGUGACAUUCAGUUGUCUCCUGCUGGGAAGGGCGUGAAUGUAUUUGUGAUUAAAUGAGGGAGAGGUGGAUUACAUUAAAUGGGGAGACCUUCAAAAUUAGCAAUUUCUGCUAAUGGAGCAGGGGGUACCAGCAUGUGCUGAGCGACCACGAUGUGUACUGGAUGCAUUAAACCUCUCCUGAAGGGUCUGCCCAUCUCUUGAUGUGUGUACUCCAGAGUGAGAGCAUCGUUGUGAUGAAACUGCCUUAGCUUAAGGGACCCACCAUGAGCAAAGUAAUGCCUCCUUCCCCAGGGAAGCUCUCAUCCAAUGAUUAUCAAUAGGGUAUUAUAAUUACUUGCCCCUCUUCUUGCAGUUUGGGACAGUUCUUCAGAGUGAUCUCAGUUCUACAGCUCUUUGGGCACUGGAUUGCAGCUCCUCUUUUCCUUCUGCUUCAUCCUGCUUUCUUCUCUUCACUCCCCCACAUUUGUAUUUCCAAGAACAUGCUCCUGCAAUAACAUUCUGAUGUGCACAUCUCCAACUCAGCGUCUGCUUCCCAGGGAAUCCAAUCUGUGACAAGCACUAAAAUAAACUUAACUUUACUGGUCUGACAA